This is a messenger RNA of Thunnus maccoyii (southern bluefin tuna), 89695 nucleotides long. Its product is annotated as titin-like. The record is from RefSeq and is a predicted model, not a curated record. NCBI's taxonomy places the organism in Eukaryota, Metazoa, Chordata, Actinopteri, Scombriformes, Scombridae. The coding region runs from base 1131 to 88643 and encodes 29170 amino acids. The transcript has 246 exons. Gene Ontology annotation, molecular function: protein binding; ATP binding; protein kinase activity. Gene Ontology annotation, biological process: protein phosphorylation.
UUUGUUCAUCUAGAAGAAGAACAGCAGAUUUGUCUAAUGUGCUGUCUGAAUGAUAGAAAAUGAGUUCCAUUAUGUUUUCUACUGUCCUUUUUUUUUUUUUUUGUACCGGGAACCACUUUCACAAAAACAUCAUUCCAUACCCCCACUUUUUCCUGAGGUAGUCAUUGAUGAACUGAGUUUCCCAUACAUGAAAAACCUUCUGGUCAUUGAACAGUCAUCUGACGAACCCACCAGGCCAGAGAAGAGUAAACGAUUCAAUUACAGUAAAGUUAAGUUUGUGUUUCAGUUACUCGCUGCUGGCUGUGAUAACAGAUUAGAGAAUAACAGACCAGAGGUAUGAAACAGAUAUUAAACUAGUUAGUAAUGUAGAAUUUUCUUUUGUAACUUCGUCGUGUUAUGCGAUGUGUCAGCUCAGCUAACAUCAUUGAACAUAAAUUAAAUAUCCUAAAUGUAAGUCAGGUGGCAAAUUUGGUUUUUAGUCACUUCUGUUGUCGUUUUUAAAUAGUCAUAGACAAAGGUGAGCUUUCAUAUUCAAGAUGUGUAACGGCAAUGUGUUUCCUGCCUCAUGGUAAAGUCUUAACGACCAAAUUAAUGUUUAUUAGCAUGUUAAUCGCUAAUCGUGAGUUAAGCUAAUCGCUAAUUAGCCACCAUGCUAGGCGGACUUUAGCAAGAAUAUGUACAAGUUACCUCUGUGUCCAGAAUGUGAACUCACAUAACGUUAAGCUCUUUUAAGCUGAAUGUCAAAGGAACAUGUUGCUUUAGACGUCAUAGUUUUACUCCUCAUGUCAGGGAGUUAUGUGUGUUUUACAUUUAAUAUAAGUUAGAAUGAGCUAUAGUUUGUAUUGUGUAUUAAAGCUAGACCACAGUAAUAUUACUAUUUAUUAUUGAGCUUAAAAAGGGUUCAGAUGGUUGUAGCUGUGGUCUGUGAGAGCUAGUUGCUCAUUCUCUGCAAUCACUAACCUCAGAUCACCUGCUGAUGUGAUUUUCUCCUGUUAGCUUUGAGGAAGACUGCAGAUGAAGAGGAACAGCUUCUUCCCUGUGGCUGAUGGAGAGGAACUGACGCCUGCUGAUACAAAACCUCCUGGACAACUUUUGGACACAGAGAAGAUGGAAGACAAGGAGAUGUCAUCAUGGGAUUAAACCAAUUAAUGAGGGUGCCGACCAACAUGUCAACACAGGCGCCGACAUUCACGCAGCCGCUGCAGAGCGUCGUGGCACUUGAGGGUAGUGCCGCGACGUUCGAGGCUCAAGUUAGUGGUUCUCCAGUUCCUGAGGUGAGCUGGUUCCGUGAUGGCCAGGUUCUUUCCACCACCGCUUUGCCCGGUGUUCAGAUCUCGUUCAGCGAUGGCCGCGCUGUUCUGAGGAUCCCCGCUGUGACCGCCGCACACAGCGGAAGAUUUUCCGUCAGAGCCACCAAUGGUGCUGGACAAGCCACAAGCACUGCUGAACUCCUUGUUACAGCUGAGACGGCGCCUCCAAACUUCCUUCAGAGACUGCAGAGCUCGACAGUGAGGCAAGGCAGCCAGGUGAGGCUGGACGUCCGCGUGACAGGAAUCCCGACACCUGUGCUGAAGUUCUACAGAGAGGGGGCCGAGAUCCAGAGCUCAGCCGACUUCAGGAUCCUUCAGGAAGGAGACCUGUACAGUCUGCUGAUCGCUGAGGCCUUCCCCGAGGAUUCUGGAACAUAUUCUGUGACUGCUACCAACAGCAGCGGACGAGCCACCUCCACCGCUGAGCUGCUGGUUCAGGGCGAGGAAGCUGUACCUGCUAAGAAAUCCAAGAGUAUUGUGUCCACAUCUCAGAUGGUGACUUCCCAGACUGGGAUGCACAGGAAGAUGGAGGUUAGUUCCCAGGCCACCACCAUGAUGGAGAUGCACGUUGAAGGUGGAAUGAUGACUCAGCAUUUGGCUCACAAAACCCCUCCGCGGGUUCCCCCAAAGCCGACCUCAAAGUCCCCACCGUCCUUUGUUUCCAAGAUGAUGGGCGGACGCCAGCAGUCGCCUUCACCUGUCAGACAUGUGAAAGGGCCGACGCCCACACCUGUCAGACCGGUUUCUCCCUCCAGCAGGCUGUCCGUCUCUCCCAUCAGACCGGUCAAGUCUCCUGUCAUGAUCAGGAAACAGGUGUCUGCCUCUCCAGAGGUCCUGCCACCAUGGAAGCAGGGAGACUAUAUGGCUGAAUCCAGCUACACCAGUGUGACCAGCAUGACUAGUGUGAGCAGUGCCACCCAGCUUCACAUGGAGAAACACUGGGAGCAGCAGGUCAGCGCCACCAGAGAGAUCCCUGAGGCAGCUGCAGUGCCCACAAGAGCCCAGGAGCCUGUAGUUCCUCCCACUCUUGUUGCUGGCCUGAAGAAUGUAACGGUCACUGAGGGCGAGUCGGUGACCCUGGAGUGCCAGAUCAGUGGUGAGCCCACUCCCGUCAUAAUGUGGUUCAGAGAAGAUUACAAGAUCGAGAGCUCCAUUGACUUCCAGAUCACCUACGAGAACGGAUUCGCCCGGAUGGUGAUCCGCGAGGCGUUCGCUGAAGACAGCGGACGCUUCACCUGCACCGCCACCAGCGAGGCAGGAACCGUCAGCACCUCUUGCUACCUGCUCGUCAAAGUGUCAGAAGAAAUUGAGAGCAGAGAAGAGACGACGACUGUCACUGAAAUAGGAGUCACAGAAGAGAAAAGUAUUGCUAUUGAGACAAAAGAACAGGCGAUGGUGGAGGUGAGCACAGGAGAGACUGCUGCUCCCUUCUUCAUCAAGAAGCCGACCAUUCAGAAGCUGGUGGAGGGAGGGAGUGUUGUCUUCGAAUGCCAGGUCGGAGGAAGCCCAAAACCACACAUCAUCUGGAAGAAGAGCGGUGUGCCGCUCACUACCGGAUACAGAUACAAAGUUGCCUACAAGAAGGAGACUGGCGAAUGCAGGUUGGAGAUCUCCAUGACCUUCGCUGAUGAUGCCGGAGAAUACUCCAUCUUUGCCAAGAAUCCACACGGAGAAACCUCAGCCUCCGCCACCCUGCUGGAGGAAGAGGAAUAUGAAGCCUACAUGAAGCAGCAUGACGUGACAUAUAAAACUGAAGUGACAACGACGGUGGUUCAGGAGCCGUCUGUGGUCGUGAGUCAAUAUGAACUGGAACAGAGGAGGGUGACGACCCCAAUGAGCUUUGUCUCAGAAACGGAAUUCUUAACUUCAGCCUUUGAAGAGAGGAUCAUCCAGGAGAUUGAGCUCCGUAUCAUGAGGAUUACCUAUAGAGAGCUGGUGACAGAGGACGGAGAGCUGAUUGUGACAGCAACAGAAGAGGAGGCAGUGCAGCCGGCCUUUGACACACCCGUCAAAAACUACAGGAUCAUGGAGGGAGUGGGUGUCACUUUCCAUUGCAAGAUGUCCGGAAAUCCACUGCCAAAGAUUGCUUGGUUCAAAGAUGGUCAGCGUAUCAGGCCUGGAGGCCGAUACCAGGUUGAGGUUCUUCAGGACGGACGAGCCAGCCUGCGUCUGCCAGUGGUUAUGCCAGAGGAUGAAGGUGUUUACACUGCCUUCGCCGCCAAUAUUAAAGGAAAUGCAGUCAGCUCUGGAAAGCUCUAUGUGGAACCAUCUGGAGCUGUGACACCGACACCUCAGAGAUUCACACCACAGCCAGCAAUGCAGAGGAUUAGGUCCACAUCUCCUCGUUCUCUGAGCCGCUCACCUGGCCGUUCUUCCAGCCGUUCUCCUGGACGUUCUCCUGCCCGCAGGCUUGAGGAGACAGACGAGGCUCAGCUGGAGAGACUCUACAAGCCUGUGUUUGUCAUGAAGCCUUCUUCAAUAAAAUGCUCGGAGGGGCAAACUGCCAGAUUCGACCUGAAGGUUGUUGGCAGACCAAUGCCUGACACAUUCUGGUUCCACAAUGGACAACAAGUGGUCAAUGACUACACCCACAAGAUAGUAAUUAAAGAGGACGGCAUCCAGUCCCUGAUCAUCGUCCCAGCCCUGCCCCAAGACUCUGGAGAGUGGACAGUUGUUGCUCAGAACAGAGCUGGACGAACCUCUGUCUCUGUAACUCUUAAUGUUGAUGCCCGUGAGACCCUGGCACGUCCUCAGUUUGUUGAGAAGCUGAGGAAUAUCACUGUAAAGCAGGGGACCCUGGUUGAGUUGGCUGUCAAAGCCAUUGGAAACCCCCUGCCUGACAUUGUCUGGCUGAAAAACAGUGACAUUAUCAGCCCACAGAAGCACCCACAUAUCAAGAUUGACGGUACAAAAGGAGAGGCCAAGUUCCACAUCCCCUCUGCUUCAGGCUCAGACAGUGCCUGGUAUACAGCCACAGCCAUCAACAAAGCUGGCAGAGACACUACUCGCUGCAGAGUCAAUGUUGAGGUGGACUUCGCUGCACCUCAAGCUGAGAGAAAGCUCAUCAUUACCAAAGGAACCUACAAGGCCAAGGAGAUUGCAGCUCCAGAGUUGGAGCCCCUUCAUCUCCGUUAUGGUCAAGAGCAGUGGGAGGAGGGAGACCUUUAUGACAAAGAGAAGCAGCAGAAGCCACAGUUUAAAAAGAAGCUGACUUCUAUCAGAAUGAAGCGUUUCGGUCCAGCUCAUUUCGAGUGCAGACUGACCCCUAUUGGUGACCCCACUAUGGUAGUUGAGUGGCUGCAUGACGGCAAACCUCUGGAAGCUGCUAACAGGUUGCGCAUGGUCAACGAAUUUGGCUACUGCAGUCUUGACUAUGAAGUCGCUUACGCUAGAGACAGCGGUGUCAUCACUUGCAGAGCUACUAACAAGUUUGGAGUCGACCAGACCUCGGCCACCCUGAUUGUCAAGGAUGAGAAGGGUCUUGUUGAGGAAACACAGCUUCCUGAAGGGAGGAAGGGAGCACACAGAAUUGAUGAGAUUGAGCGCAUGGUUCAUGAAGGAGGACCAGCAGGAGUCAGCACAGACGAAGAUACUGAAAAGACCAAACCUGAAAUUGUCCUGCUUCCCGAACCAACCAGAGUGUUCGAAGGUGGCAUUGCCCGAUUCCGUUGCAGAGUGACUGGUUAUCCAGCGCCCAAGGUUAACUGGUACCUCAACGGACAACUAAUCCGCAAAAGCAAGAGAUACAAACUUCGUUAUGACGGUAUUUACUACUUGGAGAUUGUUGAUAUCAAAUCCUAUGAUUCAGGAGAGGUCAGGGUGGUUGCAGACAAUCCUUUGGGCACAACUGAGCACACUGUGAAGCUGGAAAUCCAACAAAAAGAGGACUUUAGAUCUGUCCUGCGUCGUGCUCCAGAAGCAAAAUCUGCAGAAGCCCCACAUGAGUCUGGCAGAAUCGGAUUCGAUGUUGUGAAGGUUGACCGACCUGCUGAGGCUGCACAGGAGAGGGAAGUUGUUAAGCUGAAAAAGACACACAGAGUAGUUCGCGAGAAAACCUCUGAAGAGUCAGAUGAGCUGAAGAGCAAGUUCAAGCGCAGGACAGAGGAAGGUUUCUACGAAUCUAUUUCUGCUGUGGAGUUCAAGUCUCGCAAGAGGGACGAAUCCUAUGAGGAUUUACUGAAGAAGACAAAGGAUGAGCUGCUUCAUCGCCUGAAAGAGAAAGAAGAGGCUGAGAGGAAGAGGAUGGAGGAAGAGGGAAAAUUGACUAUCCCCACAAUCAAACCAGAGAGGGUCCAGCUCUCCCCCAGCAUGGAAGCACCCAAGAUCCUGGAGCGCAUUGCAAGCAAGACUGUUGCUCCCAUGGAUGAGGUUCGUUUCCGUGUGAGAGUGGUUGGUAGACCAGACCCUGAGUGCCAGUGGUUCAAGAACGGAAUUCAACUGGAGAAGUCUGACCGCAUUUACUGGUACUGGCCUGAGGACCAUGUGUGUGAACUGGUGAUCAGAGAUGUCACAGCAGAGGAUUCUGCUAGCAUCAUGGUUAAAGCCAUGAAUGUCGCUGGGGAGUCUUCAAGCCAUGCUUUCCUGCUGGUGCAAGCCAAAGCAGCAAUUACCUUUACCCAAAACCUGGAGGACAUCAAUGCCAAUGAGAAGGACACCACGGUGACCUUCGAGUGUGAAACCAGCGAACCUUUUGUCAAAGUCAAAUGGCUCAAGAACGACAUGGAGAUCUCUGGAGACAAAUACAGAAUGCACUCAGACAGAAAGGUCCACUUCCUGUCUGUACUGAUGAUUGAAAUGAAGGAUGAUGCAGAAUACAGCUGUGUGAUUACAGAAGACGAGACUGUCAGGACCACUGCAAGGCUCCAUGUAGAAGGUGCUGCGCUGGAGAUCAUCAAACAACUGGAGAACAUUGAGGUUCCAGAGACCUACUCUGGAGAGUUUGAGGUUGAGCUAUCUCGUGAGGACGCUGAGGGCAGCUGGUUCUUCGGAGAUAAGGAGCUCUCUCCCAGUGGUAAAUACGUCAUGUCCUCCCGCCGGGGAAGACACAACCUGUCUGUCAAGGAUGUCAAGAAAGAGGACCAGGGGAAAUAUACCUUUGUAUGUGGAGAUCUGAGAACCAGUGCCUCACUCAAGAUGCAAUUGCGCCCGGUGACCCUGAUGCAGCCCUUGACCGACCUCACAGUUUGUGAGGGUGACAUUGCUCAGCUGGAGGUCAGGUUCUCCCAGGAGAAUGUUGAGGGUACCUGGAUGAAGAAUGGCCAGGCCAUCUCCGCCUCAGAUCGUGUCCACAUAGUAAUCGACAAACUCAUCCACAAGCUGCUGGUGGAGAACAUCAGCAGAGAAGAUGCAGCUUCCUAUUCCUUUGUGGUUCCUGCCCAGGACAUCUCCACCUCAUGCAAACUUAACGUUCAGAUUAUUGACAUUGUGGUGCCACUGAAGGAUGUGUCCUCCAUUGAAGGCACCAAGGCUGUUCUGGAAGCCAAGAUCUCCGCUCAGGACAUCAGCUCAGUCAAAUGGUAUCACAACGACAAACUGCUGAUGCCCAGUGACAGAAUAAAGAUGGUGGCAAAAGGAGCCAAGCAGCGCCUUGUCUUCUCCACGACCUACGCCUCUGAUGAGGGACACUACAAACUGGUGGUUGGCAAAGUUGACACCAGCUGUAACCUGACUGUCGAAAAGGUACACAUUGUAAAGCACAUGGAGGACAAAGUGUGCUCAGAGUCCCAGAACGUCACCUUUGACGUUGAAGUUUCUCACCCUGGUAUUCAUCCAGUCUGGACCUUCAGAAACCAGCAACUCAAACCUGGGCACAAAUAUAAGAUGGAGUCUAAGGACAAGGCUCACUCUCUGACUGUCAUCGACACCAUGAAGGAUGAGGAGGGGCAGUACACUUUUCAUGCUGGUGAAAAGACAUCCAAUGCUAAGCUCAUUGUCUCUGGUGGAGCCAUCACACGGCCCCUGCAGGACGUGACAGUGGCAGAGUCUCAGACAGCAGAACUGGAAUGUGAAGUUGCCAAUGCCAACACUGAGGGCAAGUGGCUAAAAGAUGGUGAGGCUUUUGAUUUCAAUGAGAACAUGGUGAGCGAGGUGAAGGGAGCUGUCAGACGCCUCAUCAUCAUCAUCACCAGACCUCAGGAUGUUGGAGAGUACACUUACCAGGUGGCCAACUCCAAAACCACUGCUAACCUCAAGGUGGAGGCGGUGAAGAUCAAGAAAACUCUGAAGAACCAGACUGUGACGGAGACUCAGGAGGCGGUGUUCACGCUUGAGCUCACCCACCUCAAAGUGAAAGGAUCCCAGUGGAUCAAGAACGGUGUGGAGCUGCAGAACAGCGACAAGUACGAGAUCACCUCUGAUGGCACAGUCCACACACUGAAGGUCAAGAACUGCAACACACAGGACGAGAGUGUUUAUUCCUUCAAAUUGGGAAAACUGUCUGCCAGUGCAAGGCUCAAUGUAGAGACGAUCAAGAUUGUAAAGAAGAUAAAGGACGUGACAACACUGGCGGACGGCACCGCCUCCUUUGAGAUGAGUCUGUCACAUGACGAUAUCCCUGUCAAGUGGAUGCAUAAAGGUGUGGAGCUGAAGUCAAGCGAAAAGUGUAAGAUUUUGUCAGAGAGGAAAGCGCAUAAACUGAUCCUGCAGAACGUCGAAAGCAGCAAUGAAGGAGAGUACACCGCCGUGGUCGGACACCUGCAGUGCAGCGCCACACUCACCGUGGAGGCUCUGAAAGUCACCAAACCCAUGAAGAGCAUUGAGCUCCCAGAGACCCAGGUGGCCACUUUCGAGUGUGAAGUUUCUCACUUCAACGUGCCAUCCACCUGGCUGAAGGACGGUGUGGAGAUCGAGAUGAGCGAGAAGUUCAAGAUUGUUGUUCAGGGAAAACUCCACCAGCUGAAGAUCAUGAACACCAGCAGGACCGACUCUGCAGAGUACACCUUUAUCUGCGGGAACGAUAGAGUCUCUGCAACGCUAACCGUUAGCCCUGUCCUGAUCACCAGCAUGCUGAAGGACCUAAAUGCUCAGGAGAGAGACACCAUCACCUUCGAGGUCACCGUCAAUUAUGAGGGCAUCACCUACAAAUGGCUGAAGAACGGCGUGGAGAUCAAGUCAUCAGACAGAUGUCAGGUCCGCAGCAAGCAGCUCACGCACUCACUCACCAUCCGAAACGUUCACUUCGGAGAUGGAGGAGAGUACCAGUUUGUGGCUGGCUCCGCCGCCACCACCGCUAACCUGUUUGUCGAAGCUCGCCUGAUUGAAUUCACCAAGAAGAUCAAGGACAUAAAGAUUACAGAGAAGAAGAAGGCGAUUUUUGAAUGUGAGGUCUCUGAACCAAACAUCCAGGUGACAUGGAUGAAGGAUGGUCAGGAACUGGACGUAUCUGACGAAAGAUACAUGGUGACAGCAGAGAAGUACGUUCACCGCCUGAUGAUCCAGACUGUUCGUAUAUCCGAUGCUGGAGAGUAUUCGGUGGUGGCUGGAGCGAGCGUCUCCAAGGCCCAGCUGACCGUGGAGGGUCGUGACAUCAAGAUCUCCGAACCUGCUGAGCGAGAAAUCACGGUUCUGGAGAAACACAGAGCGACCUUUGAGUUCGAGGUGAACGAGGAUGACGUGGAGGGCCGCUGGCUGAGGAACGGAGUGGAGAUUCAGUUCUCAAUGGAGGAGAGGUUCAACUACAUAGCCAUCAGGAAACUCCACCGCUUCACCAUCUCUGAGACCUAUAGGAGCGACGCCGGAGAGUACACCUUCAUCGCCGGCAAAAACAGGAGCACCAUGCACCUCAGAGUCAACAUCCCGGAGCCUCCUCAGAUCCUCCGCCACAUGGAGCCCCAGUCAGUGGAGGCCGGUAAACCUGCUCGCUUCUCGGUGCAAGUGACCGGCAUUCCUCAGCCUCAGGUCUUCUGGUACAAGAACUCCCAGGCUCUGUCUCCAGGCUUCAAGUGCAAGUUCCUCCACGACGGCAACGAGUACACGCUGCUGCUGAUCGAAGUCUUCCCCGAGGACGCAGCUGUCUACAACUGCGAGGCCAAGAACGACUACGGUACCGCCAAGAGCACCGCAUCGCUCAACGUAGAAGUGUCGGAGGUGGUUUCUCCAGACUCGGCUGCUCCUGUUGCUCCUCCUGUCAUCAUCUCUCCCAUCGUCAGCACCUCAGCCCACGAGGGAGAACCAGCACGCUUCCAGUGCAGAGUCCGUGGAGAUGAUGUGAAGAUCUCCUGGUUCCACAAGGAGAAGGAAAUCAAGCAGUCGGACUUCUUCAGGAUGUCUCAGUUUGACGACAGCUGUCAGCUGGAGAUCUCCAGGGUCUACCCGGAGGACGAGGGCGAGUACACCUUUACAGCCACAAACAACGCCGGAUCUGUGUCCUGCUCUGCCACCCUCACACUGGAUGUGACUCAUGUGAGAGAGCAGAUCGAAGCCAAGAUUGAGCAAGAAGUCAAAGUGCCACCUGUCUUUAGGCAGAAAAUCGCCCCUCUGGAUAUAAACAUUGGUAGCCAAGCCAAGUUUGAAUGUGAGAUCGAAGAUGCUCCAAGUGUGACCUUCAAAUGGUACAAGUCUGAUAUUGAGAUCAAACAGAGUGAGAAGUACCGGAUCCUAAGCCGCCCCACCAGUUCCUCUCUGGAACUCCUGAACCCGGUCAAAGCUGACAGCGGUGAAUAUACCUGCAAGGCUUCAAACCAGCACGGCACUGACAGCUGCUCUGCCUCACUUGUUGUUACCGAAAUGUACCCACCGGUAUUUGUAUCAAAACCAGACCCAAUGACUUUAUACAUGGGAAAACAAGCUGUGUUCCAGUGCUCACUUACUGGAUCCUCACCCAUGGAAGUUGUCUGGCACAAGAACAACAUAGCCAUCUCUUCCACAGGGAACUAUGUCAUGAAAUGUGAAAAGAACAAGUAUUCCCUUCACAUUAAAAGUCUUGAGCUAACUGACCAGGGAGUGUACCUAUGCAAGGCCUCCAACAGAGUCGGCACUGCUACCUUUACCACAGAGCUCAAGGUUAUCAACAAGCCCAACUUUGUUAAGACCAUUGAGUCAGCGUCAGCCGCUGUCAAUAACCCGCUGAGGCUGGAGUGCCAGGUGGACGAGGAUACUGGUGUGACUGUCACCUGGACAAGGGAUGGCAAAAAAGUCCACCAGAGCAUGGAGUGUAAACUGUCCUUUGAGGACAAGGUGGCUGUUCUUGACAUACCCAAGUCCAAACAGAAGGACUCUGGGAAAUAUGUGUGCACAGCCACAAAUGAGGCUGGGAGCUCAUCCUGUGAGACUGUGGUAACGGUUCAAGAGCCCCCUACCUUUGUCAAGAAAAUGGAACCAAAGAUUACAUGGAAACAAGGAAUAGCUGCACGCUUACAGUGCACUGUUAAAGGAUCGCCUGAACUUCGCAUCCACUGGUUCUGGAAUGAGAGAGAGCUUAGCAAUGGAGAAAAGUAUAAAAUCUCUUUCAAGACUGGAGUUGCCACUUUGGAGAUAGUAAAUCUUCUGGUCACAGACAGUGGGAGUUACACCUGUGAGGUGUCAAAUAAUGCAGGCAGCGAGAGCUGCAACACCCUUAUAGCUGUUAAAGAUCCACCAUCCAUUAGAAAAGAACUGCAGAAUGUAGAGGUGGUGAAGGGAACAGCAGCUCAGCUGGAGUGUAACAUCACAGGAACUGCUCCUUUUGAAAUCAGCUGGUUAAAAAAUAAGAAAGUUAUCACCAGUGAUCAGAAAUAUAAAAUAAUCUCCCAAGAAUCCUUGUCAAGGCUGGAGAUCCAGACCUUUGAAAGUGCAGAUGUUGGAGAUUAUCAGUGUGUCAUUUCCAAUGAUGUGGGGAAAGUCACCACUAAGGCGCUUGCUAAACUUAAAGAACCGCCAACCUUCUCAAAGAGGGUUGAGAGUGCUACAGCAGUGUUGGGAAAUACAGUGAAACUACAGGGAACCAUUAAGGGCUCAGCCCCCAUCACUAUUAAAUGGAUGAAAGACUCUGAAAUACUGAGAGAUGAUGAUCCAAAUAUCAAGAUGGUGUUUGAGAACAACAUUGCUAGCUUGUCUAUAACAGCAGUUGCCAUCAGCCAUGGUGGCAAGUAUUCAUGCCAAGCUGAGAAUGAGGCUGGGCAAAAAAAAUGUGAAGCCACCUUGACUGUGCAAGAACCUGCCAGAAUCAUAGAACCUGCAGAGUCUAUUAGUGUGACUGCAGGAGAUUCAGCCACAUUGGAGUGCACAAUUUCUGGAAGUCCAGACCUCAAAGUGAAAUGGUUUAAAGAUGGGAAAGAGAUGAUCAGUGGCCGCAAAUAUAAGAUGACUCUGAAGGAAAAUAUUGCCACCAUGAAGAUUCUUACGGCGGAAAAAGGAGACACUUCAGACUACAAGAUGGAAGUGUCAAAUAAAGUUGGAAAAGACCAGUGCACAUGCUCAGUCACUGUCUUAGAUCGGAUAAUGCCUCCAACUUUCACAAAGUCCCUGAAAAGAGUUGAUGGUAACAUUGGUAAUGAUGUCUCCAUGGAUUGUAAAGUGUCUGGGUCCCAACCCAUGACCAUAGCUUGGUUCAAAGAUGACCAGGAAAUCAUGUCUGGGACCAAAUUCCAGCCUGAAUUCAAAGACAGCUCUGCUACACUGAGAAUAAUUUGUCUGGAGAAGGCUGACUCUGGAGUUUACAAAUGCAGAGCCACCAAUUCAGCCGGCUUUAAAGAAACCAGUGGCACACUCUAUGUCAAAGAGCCCCCAGUGUUCACGGUGAAACCAGACAAUCAGGAUGUCAUACCUGGAACCACUGUUUCCUUUAGAGCAGCCUUCACUGGAACAGCUCCAUUGGCUGUUAAGUGGUUCAGAGAGGAAAAAGAGAUUUUAACCGGUGGCACAUGUUUCAUAAAGAAAGAUGCCUCUUCAAGCUCCUUGGAGCUUCACUCUGUGAAACCCAGUGACUCCGCUAAGUACACAUGCCAAGUAUCCAAUGAUGCUGGGAAGGUGGAUUGCAUUACAGUCCUCUUUGUGAAAGAACCUCCCAUGUUUGUGAGAAAGCUUGAGGCAACCAAACUCGUCACCAGCAGCAACUCCGUCAGGCUGGAGUGCAAAGUGACAGGCAGCCCCGUCAUCAGUUUUAAGUGGUUCAAGGAUGAGAUGGAAAUCAGUUCCAGUCCAAAAUACACAAUGGCCUUGACUGACUUAGUUGCAUCUUUGGAAAUAGUCAACUGUUCUGUAGAGGAUAGUGGAAAUUAUGUCUGUCUGGCGUCCAGCGAGGCUGGUAGUGACCGCUGCAGCAGUACAGUUACAGUCAAAGAGCCACCAGUGUUUGUGCGUAGCUUGGAGCCCAAAGACGUGGUGAAAGGUUCUGAGAUGAUGCUGGAGGGCCAGGUCUCUGGUUCUGCCCCUUUCACUGUGUCGUUUUAUAAAAACACAAAGCUGAUUAGGAAUGAUAAGAGACACAGAAUCACUGUGAAAGACGAGCUAGUAUCCCUGCAGGUGCUGGCGGUCGAAGCAGGAGAUGUCGGCGUGUAUCAGUGUACUGUUGAGAAUGAAGUGGGGAGGGCUUCCUGUGAUUGUCAAGUAACACUAAAAGAACCCCCAUCAUUUGUGCAAAAGCUGGAGAACCUCAGCUCCUUGGUAGGCAGUGAGGUUUCUCUGCGGUGCACUCUGAAGGGUUCAGAGCCCAUGACUGUGUGUUGGCUGAAAGAUAACCACGAGCUCAAAGAGACUGAGAACAUUCAGCUAACAUAUGAGAACAAGACUGCUCUGCUGCACAUUGCCAACUUGCAGAACAAACACGGUGGCAAAUACUCUUGCCAGGCACAGAAUCAAGCUGGGAGCCAGACGUGCUCUGCUGUGUUGACAGUCAAAGAGCCAGCUAAAGUGACAGAGGAGGCCAAGUCUAUCAGUGUGACACAGGGGGAUCCAGCCACGCUGGAGGCCAGGUUCUCAGGCACUAAACCGCUGAAAGCUCGAUGGCUAAAGGCCGGAAAGGAGCUGACCUCAGGCCAGAGAUGUAAAGUACAGAGCACAGACACCAGCUCUGUGCUCAAGAUUAUUAAAACUGAGAAAAGUGAUGGUGGUGAAUACAUUUUUGAGGUUUCAAACGAUGUCGGAAAUAGCUCUUGUGAGGCUACACUCACCAUUCUCGAUCAAAUAAUUCCACCGUCUUUUACAAGAAAACUGAAGCAGACGGAAGGUAUAAAAGGAUCAUUUGCUCAUCAGGAGUGUCUUGUAUCUGGCUCCCUGCCAAUAACCAUACAAUGGUACAAAGAUGAGAAAGAGAUCCGGACUGACAAUAAACACAAAUGCACAUUCUUUGAGAAUGUUGCUUUCCUGGAAAUAUCUGAUCUUGUUAGUAAAGACAGUGGCAGCUAUACCUGCAUUGCUACAAACAAAGCGGGAAAUGCCCAGUGCUCUGGGAUCUUGUUUGUGAAAGAACCACCAUGCAUUCUUGAAAUGCCUGAAUCCAUGAAUGUUUUGCCUGGCUCAAAGGUCCUUUUCAAUGUCCUAGUCUCUGGCACGCCACCACUGACCAUCAAAUGGUUUAAAAACAAGAAAGAGAUUUCAUCUAGUGCCGACUGCUCUGUGAUCAAAGACAACACCUCAAGCUCACUGGAGCUCUUCUUUGCCAAAACCUCAGAUUCUGGAGACUAUGUCUGUGAAAUUCAGAAUGAUGUCGGCUCUACUUCAUGCCAGGCAACACUAUUUGUCAAAGAGCCUCCAAAGUUCACACAGACCCCGGCCCGUAUGUCUGUGGUCCGUCCUGGCCAGAGUAAAGUGUUUGAGUGCCAGGUGACUGGCACGCCUGAAAUAGACAUCUACUGGUUCAAGGAAGGCUCUGAGAUCAGUCCCAGUGAUCGGUACAAGGUGGCCUAUGUUAAAUCUGUGGCCACUCUGGAGGUCUGUGCAGCUGACACUAAAGACAGUGGGCUUUACUACUGUGAGGCUCGCAAUGAGGCUGGCAGUGAGAGCUGCAGCAUGGAGCUCAAGGUCAAAGAACCACCAUCAUUUGUUAGAGAGCUGGGUGCAGCUGAUGUUGUGAAGGGCUCCAGUGCCUGUUUUGACUGUCAGGUCGCUGGGACGGCACCAUUUGAGAUAACAUGGCACAAAGACGCGAAGGAGAUCAAACCCAGUGCUAAACAUGGCUUCUCUCAGAAGAAUGGCACUGUGGGUCUAGAGGUGCACAAAUGUGACUCUGUAGAUGUUGGUGAAUACCAGUGUACUGUUGCUAACGAGGUGGGAAGCUGUACUUGUAAGACUACACUAAACCUCAAAGAACCACCAACAUUUACCAAGAGGAUUGAGAACACUGCCACUGUUUUGAAUAAAAUGGCAGAGUUUCAGUGUGUUGUGGAGGGUUCUCCCACUCUCUCUGUACGAUGGCAAAAAGAUGAGAACUGGAUUUUGGAGGAUCCAAAGAUUGAGAGAACAUUUGAGAACAAUGUGGCCAUUCUCAGGAUUCCUGCCUGUGAGGCUAGUCACAGUGGGAAAUACACCUGUCAGGUGGUAAACGAGGCUGGGCAGGAUAAGUGCUUUGCCACCCUCACGGUGCAAGAGCCUCCACAGAUCACAGAAAAACCUGAGGUGAUAAAAGUGACAGUCGGAGAUCCAGUCAGUCUGGACUGUAAGGUAACAGGUUCACCUGAGCUCAAAGUGAAAUGGAUGAAAGAUGGCAGGGAGCUUCAUUCCAUCAGGCAGCACAAGCUGAGCUUUGAGAACAACAUCAGCAGCCUAAAGAUUCAGUCCACUCAGAGAGAGGACGAAGGAGAGUAUGUCUUUGAGGUGGCAAACCACAUCAGUAGCUGCAAAUGCAAAGUCAAAGUGAUCAUACUAGAUCAAGUAAUUCCCCCAAGCUUCAUCAAACCCCUGGUAGACAUGCAAGAGAUCCUGGGCUCCUUUGUUCAGAUCUAUUGCAAAAUAUCUGGUUCCCUCCCCAUCUCUGUGGAAUGGCAGAAAGAUGGAACCAAAAUCUCUAGCGGUGUAAAACACAAACUCAUCCAGCAGGACAAUUCUGUGUCCAUUGAAAUUGAACAGCUAGAGAGAUCUGACGCAGGAUCCUACUUUUGCAAACUGACCAACGCAGCAGGAAGUUGUGAGUGCAGUGGAUCCCUUACGGUCAAAGAACCUCCCAGCUUUGUGACUCUACCUGAGUCCCAGGCGGCUCUACCCAACGCCACUGUACGCUUCAAAUGCACAUUUAAGGGAACUCCUCCUUUCACCGUCAAAUGGUUCAAGGACGAUACAGAACUCAUGACUGGGCCCACCUGUUUCACGGGGCUGGAAGGGCUAUCUUGCUUCUUAGAGCUCUAUUCAGUGGGUGUCACCCAGAGUGGAGUUUACUCUUGCCAACUCAGCAACGAUGCUGGCUCUGUACACUGUAGUGCAGACUUGACAGUCAAAGAACCACCUGAAUUUGUCCUGAAACUCCCUGGUACUAAGUUUGUGAAGCAGGGUGAGCCACUCCGCCUGGAGUGCAAAGUCAGUGGGACAGCCCCUCUGAAAGUGACCUGGUACAAACAGGACACCAAGGUCACAGACGGGGGCAACUACAGGACAUCAUUUGUUGACUCAGUCGCAGUCCUAGAACUGCUCUCUGCCAGCUUUGAGGAUGAUGGAGUUUACACCUGUGAAGCUCAGAAUGAUGCUGGCAGUGUCAGCUGCAGCACCACACUUACUGUUAAAGACGCCCCAUCUUUUGUCAAAGUACCUCAGCCUGUUGAAGGGCUGAAGGGUAAGGACGUGAGUCUGUACUGUGAGAUGAGUGGUACAGCUCCGUUCCAGAUCACCUGGUUCAAAGACAGGAAGCCUCUGAUGGAGAGCAGGAAGUAUAAGAUGGUGAGCGAGGGCAGCUCGGCUACGCUGCAUGUCAUUGGGAUAGAGCCCUCAGAUGCCGGCGAAUACGAGUGCAAAGUAUCAAACAGUGUAGGAAGUGACACCUGCCAGACAUCAGUUAAACUCAGAGAGCCGCCGUCGUUUGUGGAGAAACUGUCAAACAUGACAGUGAUACUGGGAGAGGAGGUGACCCUUGUGGCCACUGUUAAAGGCUCUGAACCCAUUACUGUGUCCUGGGUUCAAGACAAGGAUCACAUUCUCAGGGACGGUGACAACAGGAAAAUCACCUUUGAGAACAACCAGGUCGCACUUAAAGUCUUUAAGGCUGAUGCAACCACGGCAGGCAAAUACACCUGCCAACUCAGAAACGAUGCUGGGAGUGUGGAGUGUUUCGCUAACUUGACUGUUCUAGAACCUGCAAAGAUAGUGGAUAAGCCUGAUGCUCUGAGCGUGACGGCAGGCGAUAUUGCUGCUCUAGAGGUCAAAGUGUGUGGAACCCCAGAGUUGAAACCUAGGUGGUUCAAGGAUGGUGUUGAGCUGGCCUCUGGGAGGAAAUACCAAAUCUCAUUUUCUCAGAUGAUUUCCAGCCUGAAUGUGCUCUCUGCUGAGAAAAAGGACUCUGGAGAGUACACAUUUGAGGUUAUGAACGAGGUCGGGAAGGACCUGAGUAAAAUUAAUCUCACUGUUUUAGAUAAAAUCAUACCUCCAACAUUCUUAAGGAAGUUAAAGGAUUGUAACACAGUUGUUGGACAAGCUGGAGAGAUGGAAUGCAAAGUGUCCGGCUCCCAACCUUUUACUAUCUCAUGGUACCAUGAUGGGGAGGAGAUACAGAGCGGGCCAAAUUAUGAGAUUUCAUUCAGUGACAACAGCUGCACACUGAAGGUGCCAAAGCUGAAACUAUCUGACUCUGGAGUGUAUAAAUGUAAGGCUGUCAACAAGGCAGGAUCCAGUGAAACCACAGCCUCAUUGGUUGUAAAAGAGCCUCCAUCUUUCGUGGUGCCACCACAGCCAGUGGAAGCAAUGCCAAACUCUAAUGUGACUUUCUCAGCCAUGGUGAAAGGCAGUGCUCCCCUCAAACUGAAAUGGUUCAGAGGAACCAAGGAGAUCCAGUCUGGACAGGGCUGUGAUUUCUCCCUGAAGGAUAACAAAGUGACUCUGGAGCUUUUCAAUGUGGACAGAAGCCACGCUGGAGAGUACACUUGCCAGAUCAUUAAUGAUGCAGGAAAGGAAAGCUGCCCAGUUAACCUGACUGUCAAAGAGCCAGCAGCCUUCUCUAAGAAGCUGAAAGACAUUUCAGUUGAGAAGGGCAAACCUUUAAUGAUGGAGUGUACAUACACUGGGACGCCUCAGAUCACAGUGAGCUGGUACAAAGACGGCCAGCAGAUCUUUGCUUCUUACAAAUACAACAUCACCACAACUGAAAGCUCCUGCAUCCUGGAGUGUCUCUGCACUGACGACAAAGAGGCCGCAGGAAAAUACUCCUGCGAAGUGUCCAACGAUGCUGGAAAGGACACGUGUGAGGCAAAUGUGUCCAUCCUCGAACCGCCAUACUUUGUUGAGUCUCUGGAGCCCAUGGAGGUGACAGCAGGAGAUGCUGUGUGUCUGAAGUGUCAGGUAGCGGGUACACCUGAGAUCAAGGUGUCCUGGUUCAAGGCUGACGGCAAAGUCAGGUCCAGCCCCACCUGUAAGUUAGAGUACUCGAAGGGCGUUGCCUGUCUGAAGCUCAGCAAAGCCACCAAGGCCGACAUCGGCGAGUAUUCCUGCAAGGCGGAGAACAAGAUCGGCUCCGCUUCCUCCACCUGCAAACUCAAUGUGCUAGAGGCUAAAACUCCACCGUCCUUCCCCAAGAAAAUCACCAGCCUGCAGCAGACGGAGGGUGAGCCGGUACGGUUCGAAUGCCGCGUCGCCGGCUCGUCACCCGUGGAGGUCUCAUGGUUGAAAGACGGCGAGCCUCUUAGCCAGGGACACGAGUUUUCCAUGCUGUACGACGACAACACAGCCGUGCUGCAGAUCAGCCGCGGCGAGAUGAGACAUUCUGGAGAAUACACCUGUGUCGCCACCAACAGCGUGGGCUCGGCCUCUUGCAGAGCUAAGCUCACUCUUCAAGAACCAAGAUACCCUCCGGUCUUUGACAGGAAGUUGUCACCGAGGGAGGUGACGGUGGGCGACAGCAUUGAGCUGGAGUGUCACAUGACCGGCUCUGCCCCCAUUAAAGUCAAAUGGUCUAAAGACCAUAAAGAUAUUCGCUCUGGUGGGAAUUAUAAGAUCAGCUGUGAGGAUAACACGCCCCACCUGACCAUUCUGAAGGCAGAUAAAGCUGACACAGGGAAAUACUUCUGCCAUGCCUCUAAUGACAUGGGGAAGGACUCUUGCUCCUCUGAUAUCACUGUCAAAGAGCGUAAAAACCCUCCGAUGUUCACCAAAAAGCCCACAGAGCACAUCGAGGACACAGAGGGCAAACUGCUGAAGAUCGAGGGCCGUGUCUCCGGCUCGCAGCCCAUGUCUGUCAGCUGGUUCAAAGACAACACAGAGAUCCACAGCUCUGACAAAUAUGAUAUCAGCUUUAAAAGUAAUGUGGCCGUUCUGUGCAUUAAGAGCAGCCAGGUGGGCGACAGUGGUAGGUACACCUGCCACGCCGCCAACGAAGCUGGAAAGGUCUCCUGCGAUGUCACUGUUGGCAUCUCAGAGGCAAAGAAGCCUCCAGUGUUUGACGUCCCGCUCAAACCAGUGACUGUGGAUGAGGGUGAGAAGCUGAGUCUCAGGUGUCAUGUCUGCGGGUCUCCUCCUCUGAAGAUCCAGUGGAUGAAGGACAGGAAGGACCUGACCUCUGCUGGCAGCACCAAGAUUAGCUUCUCAGAUGGGACGGCCUGCCUUGAGAUCAGUCCCGCAUCCAAACACGAUGCUGGUGAUUACCUCUGCAAGGCCAGCAACGAGGCCGGCAGUGAGUUCUGCAAGGCCAAAGUAACCGUCAAAGAGAAACCAGGAGCAGCUCCAUCUCCUGCUGAAGCACCUUCAGCCGCUCCAACCAAAAAGCUGGAGAAGCUGUUCUUCAUCGAGGAGCCCAAGACUGCACACGUCAUUGAGAAGGGCACUGCCACCUUCAUCGCUAAGGUGGGAGGCGACCCCAUCCCCAACGUGAAGUGGAUGAAGGGUAAGUGGAGGCAGAUCACACAGGGUGGCCGGAUCUCCAUCGUGCAGAAGGGCCAGGAGGCCAAACUGGAGAUCAAAGAGGUGACCAAGUCAGACUCGGGUCAGUACAGGUGUGUUGCCUCCAACAAGCACGGAGAGAUUGAGUGCAGCGCCGACAUGCACGUGGACGAAAAGAAAGAAGCAGCACAGCUCGAGGGAGACCUCCGAGCCAAACUUAAGAAGACGCCAUCGAAGCAGAAGAGUCCACAGGAGGAGAAGGACAUCGACAUCGUGGAGUUGUUGAGGAACGUGGACCCCAAAGAGUACGAGAAAUACGCCCGAAUGUACGGCAUCACCGACUACCGUGGCCUGCUGCAGGCCAUCGAGCAGCUCAAGAAAGAGAAAGCUGAAGAAAGUGGAAGACCGGAACUGGAACGUGACAGAGAGUCUGAUGAGGACAUGGCCCGACUGGUGGCCGACCUGCAGAAGAGGAUGGAGCGAACAGAGCCUGUCACUGUGGUGAAGGAUAUCGCCGAUCAGUCUGUCUACCCCAACAAAGAAGCAGUGUUGGAAUGUGAAGUCAAGAUCAACUACCCAGAGAUCACUCUGUCCUGGUACAAAGGCACCCAGAAACUGGACACCAGUGACAAGUACGACAUCAGCAUCAGCGGCGACCGCCACCUGCUGAAAAUCAAGAAAUGCCAGUCGUCUGACCAGGGCAACUACAGGGUGGUCUGUGGGCCGCACAUCUCCAGCGCCAAGCUCACCGUCAUGGAAGCGGAGGUUGAGAAGCAUCUGCAGGACACAUCGGGUAAGGAAGGCCAGUCGUGCACUCUGUCUUGUCAGUUGUCCAUCCCUAACGUAGAGGCGCAGUGGUAUAAAAACGGCAAGCAGUUAGACAUGAAGGGCAGGUACACAUCUGAGGUGAAACACAAGGUUCAGAAGCUUCUGAUCAGAGAACUGAAGCCCGAAGACCAGGGCAGAUACUCCUGCAAGUACCAGCACCUGGAGUCCUCGGCCGACCUCUGGGUGGAAGCUGAACAAAUUCAUUUCACCAAACGCAUCCACAACAUCGAAGUCAACGAGCGCCAGUCAGCCACCUUUGAAUGUGAAGUGUCCUUCGACAAUGCUAUCGUUUCGUGGUACAAAGACACCUGGGAACUGAAAGAGAGCCCUAAAUACAACUUCAGAAGUGAGGGCCGAAGACAUUUCAUGGUCAUCCGAAAUGUGGCCAUUGAAGACGAAGGCGUGUACUCAGUGAUUGUGAGGUUGGAGCCCAGAGGAGAGGCUAAGAGCACAGCUGAGCUUUAUUUGUCUGGCAAAGAAAUUGAGUUAGCAAUGGUGCCCCUCGAUGUCCCAGACUCCUCAGUUCAGAGGCCUGAAGUGGCUUCGUCAGUGGCAAUCGAAGAAUCUGCUGAAUUCUAUCAUUAUGAAGAAGAGGUUGAAAAGAGAGCUGCCAGAGUUCCCAUUGAGGAGACAGUGGAGACCAAGAAAGUUGAAAUGAGAGAAGCAAUUCCUACAAAAGUCCCCGAAGCUGAGAAGAAGCCUGAAGAGAAGCCGACAGCUGUGAAGGAGCCAUCACCACCGAAAGUACCAGAGGCCAAAAAGCCCGUGGAGGAAAAGGUUCCUGUUGUUUCAGUCCCAGAGAAGAAGGAAGUUCCUGCUCCCAAAGAACCAGAGGAGGUUAAGAAGCCUGUGGCUGCUCCCUCUCCCCCUGCCGAGAAGCCCAAGGUGCCAACUAAAGAUGAGCCCAAGCCUCAGGUACCAGCAGAGCCUAAAAAAGUGGCACCUGCAGCUAAGCCUGAGCCUGAGCCCAAGCCCAAAGUGAAAGCAGAACCUGAACCAAAGCCUAAGCCCACACCAGCUCCCAAAGCAGAACCUGAAGGUAAACCAGCGCCAAAGGUCGAACCAGAGCCUGAAACGAAGCCAGCAGCGGUAAAGAAGCCGGUGACACCACCAUCCAAAGUCCCCGAAGAGGCAGCAAAACCAGAGUCAGCAAAGGUCAAGCCAGAACCAGAAGCCCGAAAACCAAAACCAGAACCAGAAAAACUAAAACCAGAAGUCCAUAAACCUGAACCUGCCGUCACCAAGCCAGAACCAUCUGUUCCAAAACCAGAACCAGCAGUGAAAAAAGCUGAAGCUGAAGUGAAGCCUGCGGUGCCAAAACCAGAACCUGCAAAGACCAAACCAGAACCAUCACUUGAACCAAAGGAACCUCCAAAGAAAGUGCCAGAAGCACCAACAAAGAAGAAGGUGGUUGCACCUCCACCUCCAGUCCUACAAAAGGUGGAGAAAGAGGAGGAAGCACCGCAGGAGAAACCUAUAGCAGCUAAAGUUCCUGUCGAGAAAAAAGUACCCGAGCCUCCAAAAGCAGUCAAGAAACCAGAACCUGCUGUUGUUCCUCCCAAAGAAGAGCCAACAAAGAAAGAGAAAGUUCCUGUGAAGGAGAAGGAGUCGCCACUACAAGUCAAAGAGCAACUAGUAAAGACAACUACUCCUGAAGAAGAGAGCAAACCACAGGCUGCUGUAAAACUUCAAGAAGUUGUCAAAAGGCCUGAUGUCACUGACAAGACAGAGAAGUUGGAGAAAAAAGUGACUCCAAAAGAAGAAAUAAAGCCAGUGACCAAGUAUCAGCCUGUUGAGAAGACUGAAGAACCAACCAAGACGGAAGAAGAAAAACCAAUCAUAGUUGAGAAGAUAGAAGAUAGUAAAGAUGAAACCAAGGGACCUGUCCAAGCACCGGGAGGAGUCAAGAAAGAGGGUCAACCAGCAGAGGAAGCAGGAAGAGGUAGAGGUAGAGGGAUGAAAGCCAAGCAGACCCCGUCCCCUGGAGAAGGCAGGGGCCGUGGUUUGAAACCUGGUGGGAGAGGUCCAACACCCCCAGAAGACCCCUUCGGAGGAUUCAAACUUAAAGCUGUGCCUCUGAAGUUCACCAAGAAGCUUAAGGACAUUGUGUUGAAGGAGGCCGAGUCUAUCGGCUCUGCUGCUGUGUUUGAAUGUGAGGUCUCGCCUUCCACUGCCAUCACUUCAUGGAUGAAAGAUGGCAGCAACCUGCGUGAGAGCCCCAAGCACAAGUUCACCUCUGAUGGUAAAGAUCGCAAGUUGAACAUUAUUGAUGUCCAGCUGUCUGACACUGGUGAAUAUACUUGUGUGGCCAAGAAUGCUGGCAAGGAAAUAUCAUGCUCAGCCAAGCUCAUUGUUGAAGAGCUACCUGUGAAAUGGAUCAAAGAGCUGGAGGAGGAGACUUCAGCUUUGAACGGUCAGCCUGUGUAUAUGACCUGUGAGUUGAACAAAGAGAGAGAGGUGAUAUGGAAGAAAAACGGUGAGGUGCUGAAGAAAAAAGCCGGCAAGAUUCAGAUCAAUAUUAUUGGUAUGCAGCACGCUGUGACCAUCCAGAAAAGCUCUGAUGAGGACGCUGGUGCCUACUCAUGUGAAGUGUCUGGCCAGGAGGAUGUAAAGACCUCAACAAAUGUCAAAGUGAUUGAAAUUGUUAAAGAUUGGAUUGUGAAACCACUGAGAGACCAGCACGUGAAACCGAAGGCUGCUGCUACAUUUAAAUGCGCACUCUACAAGGACACUCCUAACUGGAAGUGGCUCAAAGGAGAGAAUGAGAUCACUCCUUCUGAUAAGGUUGAGAUCAAGAAGGAUGGAAAAGAGCUGACGCUCACCAUCAAGAACUGUCAGCCUGAAGAUGUAGCAGAGUAUGCCAUGGAGGUGGAAGGACACGUCUACACUGCCAAGCUAACACUAGGAGAGCGGGAGGCUGAGAUCCUGAAGCCAUUGGCGAGCGUUGAGGUGGUCGAGAAGGAAGAUGCCAUGUUUGUGACAGAGAUCUCUGAGGAGGAUAUUCCAGGGGAAUGGAAGCUCAAAGGAGAGGUUUUGACAAGAUCCCCGACAUGCGACAUCCAAAUGGAGGGUGCGGUGCGUAGGCUUACACUGAAAAAUUGCCAACUGGACCAAGCCGGUGAAGUGUCCUACCAGGCUCUGAAUGCCACAACCAGCGCAAUGCUCAAUGUUAAAGAAAUCGAAAUGGAAUUUGUUGUCCCACUGAAGGACGUUUCUGUGCCUGAAAAGAAACAGGCCAAGUUUGAAUGCACCAUCACAAAGGAUGUUUCUAAGGUCAUGUGGUAUAGAGGGGCUGACAUCAUCAGCCCUGACCAAAAAUAUGACAUCAUCAGUGAUGGAAAGACGCAUAUGCUAAUCAUUAACUGCUGUGAGUUUGAUGAUGAGGAUGAAUAUACGAUUGAGGUUUUGGGCAAAACUUCAACAGCUAGACUCACAGUGGAGGGUAUCAGGCUCAAAUUUAUCUCGCCGAUAAAGGACCAAACUGUAAAGGAAGGUAAAACAGCUGUGUUUGAGCUGGAGCUCUCUCAUGAGAAUAUCCCGGUCACCUGGUACAGGAACGAUGUUAAAAUCCACCCGAGCAGAACAGUGGUCACUCGUGUGGAUGGAAAGAAACAUGUGCUAGAAAUAAACGAAGUGACGCUAGAUGAUACUUGCCAAAUUAAGGCUGAGGCUAAAGGAAUUCCUUCCAUGGCCAACCUGACGGUCAUAGAGGGAGAUGCAUACUUCACAGUUAAACUGCAAGACUAUACUGCAGUGGAGAAAGACAAGGUGGUUCUAGAUUGCGAGCUCAGCAAAGACGUCGAUGUCAUGUGGUACCACAAUGAGGCUGAAGUUAAGGCCACUAAGAUGGUGUCCAUUAAGGCUGAGGGAAAACGCAGAACCCUCGUCAUCAAGAAAGUCGGGGACAAAGACAAAGGACAAUACGUAUGUGAUUGUGGAACAGACAAGACAACAGCAAUGCUUUACAUUGAAGCUCGUCACAUCAAGGUUGUUCGGCCGAUGUAUGGCACUGAGGUGUUUGAUGGAGAAACGGCUCGAUUCGAGGUUGAGCUCAGUGAGGAUGAUGUCCACGGCCAGUGGAAACUCAACGGAGAAGUCCUCAGUCCAUCUGCCGACAUUGAGAUCGUGGAGGACGGUGCCAAACACACUUUGGUCUUAUACAACUGUAAAGUGCCUCAAACUGGUGAGGUGGUGUUCACUGCUGCCAACGCCAAGUGUUCUGCUAACCUGAAAGUGAAGGAGAUCCCAGUCUCAUUCAUUACGCCGCUGGCUGACGUGCACGUGUACGAAAAGGAUGAGGCAAAGUUUGAGCUGGAAAUUUCUAGAGAGCCCAAAAGCUUCCGUUGGCUGAAGGGAUCUACGGAGUUGUCAAAUGAUGACAAGUAUGAACUUCUGGUGGAGGGAAAGAGACACACUCUUAUAGUAAAAUCUGCCAGAUAUGAAGACGAAGCCAAAUACAUGUUUGAGGCUGAAGAUAAGAGAACAUCUGGAAAACUGAUUAUCAAAGGUAUUCGCCUCGAAUUUAUCAAGCCAAUUAAGGAUGUGACUGUGAAGGAACGUGAAACUGCAGAGUUCAGUGUUGAACUCUCUCACGAUAAGAUCCCAGUGGUCUGGUACAAAAACGACAUCCGUCUGCACCCCAGCAAGGUGGUGCACAUGUCGGACAAUGGAAAAGUUCACACGCUGGCCUUCAAGGAGGUCACCAUCGACGACACCUCCAUGAUCAAAGUCGAGGCCAUGGGCAAGACCUCAGAGGCCAUGCUCACUGUGCUCGAAGGCGACCUAUACUUCACAGUUAAGCUCCAAAACUACACCGCCGUCGAAAAGGACGAGGUGAUUCUGUCCUGUGAGCUGAGCAAAGCCGCGGCCGAGGUCAAAUGGUUCAAAGAUGGUAACGAAAUCUUUCCCUCCAAGAACAUUCUCUACCAAUCAGACGGCAAGAAGCGCAUGUUGGUCUUGAAGAAGUCAGCAAAGAAGGACAUGGGAGUGUACACCUGCGACUGUGGCACCGACAAAACCACAGCCAACCUGAACAUCGAAGAGCGCGACAUUAAGGUCGUCCGUCCGCUGUACAGCGUGGAGGUCACAGAGACCGAGGUGGCCAAAUUUGAGACGGAGAUUUCAGAGGAGGACCUUCACGGCUCCUGGAAACUGUUGGGAGAGACACUCCAUCCAUCUGCUGAUGUGGAGAUCAAGCAGGAAGGAACGCGACACAUGUUGACUCUCUUCAACUGCCGCAUGGACAUGGCAGGAAACGUUGACUUCUCGGCAGCGAAUGCGAGAUCUACAGCUCAGCUCAGGGUUAAAGCCCGAGUGAUCGGCCUAACAAGGCCUCUGAAGGAUGUAACUGUCACCGCCGGGGAGACCGCAACCUUCGAGUGCGAGCUGUCAUACGAAGGUAUCGCUGUCGAGUGGUUCUUGGGGGGUACAAAGCUGGAACCAAGCGACAGAGUGGUGUUGAAGGCGGAGGGGACUGUCCACAGUCUGACUCUGCGGGACGUCCAGCUGCAUGAAGCUGGGCAGGUCCGACUGACUGCCAAGGACUUCCAGACAGAAGCCAACCUUAUAGUCGGAGAGCCGCCAGUGGAGUUCACAAAGCCUCUGGUGGACCAGACGGUGGAGGAGGAAGCCACCGCCACACUUGAGUGUGAAGUUUCCAGAGAGAACGCGGAGGUGCAAUGGUUCAUGAACGGACAGGAAAUCCGCAAGAUCAAGAAGUACGAGAUGAUCGUCGACGGACGCAAGAGAGUGCUGGUCAUCCACGACUGCACUCUGGACGACUCAAGGACGUACACUUGUGACGCUAAAGACUUCAAAACCUCCUGCUUCCUCAAUGUUGAACCUCCACAUGUCGAGUUCUCGAAGCCGCUCCAUGAUGUCGAGGUCAGAGAGAAGGAAUCCGCCAGGUUUGAAUGUGAAGUGUCCAGAGAAGACGUUAAGGUCCGCUGGUUAAAGGAUGGAAGUGAAAUCAGAAAGGGGAAGAAGUACGAAAUUAUUGCCCAAGGUCGCCAACACAUCCUCAUCGUACACAAGUCUGUGUUUGACGAUGAGGCUGAAUAUGAAUGUGAUGCAAAGACCUCCAAAUCCUCCGGCAUGCUUACUGUCGUUGAGGAGGAGGCGAGGUUCAUCAAGAACUUGUCCAAUGUGGAGGGAAGCGAGAUGGACAGCGUGAAGCUGAUAUGCGAGGUGUCCAAACCCAGCGCCGAUGUCACAUGGUACAAAGGAGAUGAAGAACUGCCAGAGGGUGGCCGCUACGACCAGAUCGUGGACGGGAAGAGGAGGAUCCUCCUCAUUCAGAACCUGAAGAUGGCUGACGCCGGAGAGUACAACUGCAGGCUGAGUCCCAGCAUCAAAACCUCCGGAAACCUGAGGAUUAAUGAACUGGCUGCUGAGUUCAUCUCCAAGCCUCACAGCCUGGAGGUGGUGGAGGGCGAGAAGGCGGAGUUCACCUGCUCCGUCUCGAAGGAAACCUACGAGGUCAAAUGGCUGACACAUGACACGGAGCUGGAGGCGGGAGACAAGUACGAGUUGAUCAGCGACGGCAAGAAACGGACGCUGGUCAUCAAGGACUGUGAGCCCAAAGAUGAGGGCGCAUACGUGGUGAUGAUCGGCCCGAACAGAGUCAGUGUCGACCUCACCGUGCUUGAGAAACUAAAGAUCAUCACACCGCUGAAGGACACCGAGGCAAAAGAAAGUCAGGAGAUCGUCCUGAACUGCGAGGUGAACACUGAGGGAGCGAAGGCCAAGUGGCUGAAGAACGAGGAGACAAUCUUUGAGAGCAGCAAGUACGUGAUGGUCCAGAGAGACAGCGUCUUCUCCUUGAGGAUCAAAGAUGCCCAGAAGGGUGACGAGGCCCACUACAGCAUCAACCUGACCAAUCAUAGAGGAGAGCACGCCAAGAGCUCCUGCAACCUCACUGUCAAAGAGGAGAGUCUGAGGAUCGUGGUUCCUCUGGAGGACAUUGACACUCAGGAGAAGAAGACUGUCAGCUUCUCUUGUAAGGUCAACAGACUCAAAGCCACUCUGAAGUGGAUGAAGGGCGGCGAGGAGAUCGUCCUCAACAAACGCAUCCACUACAGAGUCGACAAAGACAAGCACACGCUGACCAUCAAAGACUGCGUGUUGGCCGACGAGGGCGAGUACACCGCCGUGGCGGGAGACGACAAAUCUACAGCCGAGCUGAUCAUCAGCGAGGCGCCAACAGACUUCAAAACGCAUCUAGAGGACCAAACCAUCACUGAGUUUGAAGACGCAGAGUUCACGUGCAAACUGACGAAAGAGAAAGCCGACGUCAAGUGGUACAGAAACGGACGUGAGAUCAGAGAAGGACCAAGAUACACAUUUAAGAAAGAAGGAAAAAUUUGCACCUUGCAUAUCAAGGAGUGCAGACCAGACGAUGAAUGUGAAUACGCUUGUGGCGUAGAAGACAAGAAAUCCAGAGCGAGGCUAUUUGUUGACGAGACCCCCGUGGAGAUCAUCAGACCACCACAGGAUGUGUUCGAACCUCCUGGCACAGACGUUGUGUAUGAGGUGGAGCUCAACAAGGACAGAGUGGAGGUGAAGUGGUUGAGGAACAACAUGACGGUUGUUCAGGGAGACAAAUACCAAAUGAUGAGCGAGGGUAAAGUCCAUAGACUGCAGGUCUGUGAGAUCAGACCUCGAGACCAAGGAGAGUACAGAGUCGUCGUCAAGGACAAAGACGCCAAGGCCAAGCUGGAGCUGGCAGCUGUGCCUCAGAUAAAGACUACAGACCAGAGCUAUGUCACAGAUGCCGGAAAGCCCAUCACCAUGGCAGUCCCCUACAGUGCGUACCCGAAAGCGGAGGCUGACUGGCAGUACGACAGCACGAGUCUUUCCAAAGACAACAUCCACACCUCUGCUGACCGCACAGAGUACCGCCUCAAGGACCCCAAGAAGAGCGACCAGGGCCGCUACAAGAUCAUCAUCAAGAACAAACACGGAGAGGGAGAAGCCUUCAUCAACCUGGACGUUAUCGACGUUCCUGGACCUGUGAAGAACCUGCAGGUAGUCGACACUGCCGAUGGCGAGGUCAGCCUGGCGUGGGAGGAACCAGAGAGCGACGGAGGCAGCAAAGUCAUCAGCUAUGUGGUGGAGAGACGCGAUGUGAAGCGCAAGACCUGGACGCUGGCCACCGACCAUGCUGAGAGCCCGGAGUACACAGUGACCGGACUCCAGAGGGACUCCAUGUACCUAUUCAGAGUCUGCGCUCGCAAUAGAGUCGGCAGCGGACCCAACGUAGAGACCGACAAACCUGUACAGGCCAAGAACAAAUUUGAUGUUCCCGAUGCUCCACUGAACGUGAUCGUCGGAAACGUCAACAAGUUUGGCUGCACCGUCUCCUGGGAGCCUCCUGAGUCAGACGGAGGUUCUCCCAUCACCUCUUACAUCAUUGAGCUGCGUGACAGGACGUCGGUGAAGUGGUCGCCGGUCCAGUUGACCAAACCUGAUGAGCUUAGCUCCAUUAUCAAUGACGUCAUUGAGAACAAAGAGUACAUCUUCAGAGUCAAAGCUCAGAACAAAGCUGGCGAAGGCAAGCCCAGUGCCGCCUCACACCCCGUCAAGAUCAUGGAUCCCAUCGAGCGCCCAAGUCCCCCUCUGAACCUGGCCUGGCAAGACCAGAACAAGAGCUCAGUGCAGCUCACCUGGGAGACUCCUCAGAGGAACGGAGGCAGCAUGAUCACCGGAUACAUCAUCGAGCGCAGCGAGGAUGGCACUGAUAAGUGGCUGCGUUGCAACGCCCGCCUCUGCCCUGACCUCUUCUACAAGGUUUCUGGUCUGAAAUACGGAACAAAGUACAUCUACAGAGUGUUCGCUGAAAAUGCCGCCGGAGUGUCUGACCCAUCGAACGUCAUCGGACCUCUGCUGGCUGACAACCCACAUGUCGGUCCGAGCUUUGACCUGAGUGCGUUCAAAGAUGGCCUGGAGGUGAUCGUUCCUCAUCCUCUCACCAUCAGAGUCCCCAUCACUGGAUACCCAACACCCGUCGCCAAGUGGACCUUUGGAGAGAAGGAGCUGACCGCCGCCGAUGAGCGCAUCACCGUGACAACCAAGUCCACAUUCGUAGAACUCAUUGUCACACCAAGCGUUCGCCCAGACAAAGGCACCUACACCCUGCAGCUGGAGAACGAUGUCACGUCUGUCUCCGGAGAGAUCGAGGUCAACGUCAUCGCGGCGCCCAGCGCUCCAAAAGAUUUCAAGGUUCCAGAGGUGACCCGGCAACACGUCCAUCUGAGCUGGGAAGCUCCAGAGCACGACGGAGGAAGUCCUCUGACCGGCUACCAGGUGGAGAAACGGGACAUAUCCCGCAAGACCUGGGUCAAGGUGGUCACAGGUAUCCAGGAUCAGGAGUUCACAGUCACAGAUGUGAUUGAAGGGAAGGAGUAUCUGUUCCGAGUCACCGCCUGCAACAAGUGUGGACCAGGAGAGCCGGCAUACAUUGACGAGCCCGUCAAUGUCUCCUCUCCCGCAACGGUCCCCGAUCCUCCAGAGAACCUGAGGUGGAGAGACAAGUCAGCCACUGCCAUCUUCCUGACCUGGGAGCCCCCCAAGUAUGACGGUGGUAGCGGCAUCAGAGGCUACAAUGUGGACCGCUGCCAGAGAGGAACUGAUAAAUGGGAGCCCUGCGGAGACAUGGUUCCCGAGACGAAGUUCCAGGUGACGGGUCUGGUUGAGGGCCAGUGGUACGCCUACAGAGUCCGAGCCCUGAACCGACUCGGAGCCAGCAGACCCUGCAAGCCCACCGAUGAGAUCCAGGCUGUUGAUCCCAAAGAGCCUCCAGAGAUCCAGCUGGACGCCAAGCUGCUAGCCGGUCUGACCGCCAAGGCUGGCAAAAAGAUCGAACUCCCGGCCGAGGUGACUGGAAAGCCAGAGCCCCGUGUGAAAUGGACCAAGGCCGACUUGGUCCUCAAACCAGAUGACAGGGUGUCCAUCGACACAAAGCCAGGACACUCGACCGUCACCAUUGCCAAGACCCAGAGAGAUGACAGCUCCACCUACAUUAUUGAGGCCACCAACAGCAGUGGUCGCGCUACCGCCACCGUUGAUGUCAAUAUCCUCGAUAAGCCGGGGCCUCCUGCUGCCUUCGACAUCUCUGAGAUAACCAAUGAGUCCUGCUUCCUGUCCUGGAACCCUCCGCGUGAUGACGGCGGCUCCAGAGUCACCAACUACAUUGUUGAGCGCCGAGCUGCAGACAGCGAAGUCUGGCACCGGCUGUCCUCCACCAUCAAACACACCACAUACAGAGCUGUGGAUCUGGUCAAGUUCAAGGAAUACAUCUUCAGAGUCUUUGCUGAGAACCAGUUUGGUGUUGGAGCACCAGCUGAGCACCCAUCCAUCAUCGCCAGAUACCCCUUCGACACUCCUGGAGCUCCAUACAAGCUGGAGGGAUCAGACAUCGCCAAGGACUCCCUGACUCUGAACUGGUACGAGCCAGAUGAGGAUGGAGGAAGCCCCAUCACUGGAUACUGGGUAGAGAGAUACGAACCCGACCACGACAGGUGGAUUAGAUGCAACAAGCUGCCCAUCAAAGAUACCAACUACAGAGUCAAAGGUCUUCCCACCAGGAAGAAGUACAAGUUCAGAGUCCUGGCUGAAAAUCUGGCUGGAACUGGAAAACCCAGCAAGGAGACCGAGCCGAUCCUCGUCAAAGAUCCUAUUGAUCCUCCAUGGCCUCCUGGCAAACCCACAGUGAAGGAUGUAGCUAAGACUUCCUGCUUCCUGAUGUGGACCAAACCGGAGCAUGACGGCGGAGCAAAGAUCGAUGGCUACAUCAUUGAGAUGCUGAAGAGCGGCACAACGGACUGGAUCCGUGUGGCGGAGAACAUCAGCAUUGUGGAGCACUUCCUGAAGGGCCUGAUGGAGAAGCAGGAGUAUUCAUUUAGGGUGCGAGCGGUCAAUGUGGCCGGAGAGAGCGACCCGAGUGAGCCCAGCGACCCCGUGCUCUGCAAGGAGAGACUCAACCCCCCUUCAGUUCCUCGCUGGUUGGAUGUCAUUGGCAUCAGCAGGAACAGUGCUGACUUGAAGUGGACGGUCCCUGAGCGCGACGGAGGCUCACCCAUCACCAACUAUGUGGUGGAGAAACGAGACGUCAGGCGUAAAGGCUGGCAGACCGUGGACACCACAGUCAAAGAGCUGAAGUACACUGUGACUCCGCUCAAUGAAGGAUCACUGUACGUGUUCCGUGUUGCAGCUGAGAACGCCGUGGGCCUCGGUCCGUUCUGCGAGCUGGGAGACUCUGUGCUGGCCAAAGACACUUUCACUACUCCCGGGCCACCAUAUGCCCUCACCGUAUAUGCCGUGACCAAAAGAUAUGUGGACCUGAACUGGGAGGCGCCCAAAAACGAUGGUGGCAGACCCAUCCUCAGGUAUUCCAUGGAGAAGAAGGAGAAACUCGGAACUCGCUGGGUGAAGUGUGGCAAGACUUCAGGUCCUGACUGUAAAUACAGAGUGACGGACGUCAUCGAGGGAACAGAGGUUCAGUUCCAGGUCCGCGCCGAGAACGAGGCCGGUGUUGGACAUCCGAGCGAGCCCACUGAGAUCCUCACUAUUGAAGAUCCAACAGGUGUCCCGUCUCCACCCAUUGAGCUGCAUGUGACUGGAGCCAGCAGGGACUUCCUGUCCAUUGCCUGGAAACCUCCGCAGAGGGACGGCGGCUGCCCCAUCACCGGCUACCACAUUGAGAUGUGCGAGGCUGGAACAGAGAAAUGGAUGAGGGUCAACUCCCGUCCAGUGAAGGAGCUGAAGUACCGCGUUGAGGAGGGCAUCGUCCCCGAGAAGGAGUACAUCCUGAGAGUGAGAGCCAUCAAUUCCGUCGGAGUCAGUGAGCCGUCCGACAUCUCUGAGAACGUCUUUGCCGCAGACUCUGACUGCAACCCGACACUUGACUUCCAGACUCUGGACCUGGUUGUCGUGGAAACAGAGAAGCUGCACAUCCCAGUUCCCUUCAAAGCCGUCCCCUCACCCAGAAUCACCUGGCACAAAGAUGGCAAGGAGCUGAAGGCUGACGAGCGCCUCGGCUUCAGGAAGGAGUAUACUUCCUGUCACCUGGAGGUCGAAAGCAGUCUUCACGCUGAUGCUGGACAAUACAAAAUCACUCUUGAGAACAAACUGGGAGCCGCCAGCGCCACCAUCAACGUCAAAGUCAUCGGUCUUCCUGGUCCCUGUAAGGAAAUUGUGGCCUCAGAGAUCACCAAGAGCUCCUGUAAAAUAUCCUGGGAUCCUCCUGACUACGACGGUGGCACCCCGAUUCUUCACUACGUCCUGCAGCGGCGUGAGGCCGGCAGGAGGACAUACAUCAACCAGAUGUCAGGGGAGAAUAAGGUGAGCUGGCCCAUCAAAGACCUGAUCCCUAAUGGAGAGUACUACUUCAGAGUCCAGGCCGUGAACAAGAUCGGAGGAGGAGAGUUCGUCGAGCUCCGUCACCCAGUCAUCGCCCAGGACCAGAAACAUCCCCCCGACCCACCGGUGGACGUGGAGACCCAGUUCCCCACAUCUAGCACCAUCACGCUGACCUGGAAGCCUCCAAUGUACGAUGGUGGCUCCAAGAUCAUGGGAUACAUCCUGGAGAGGCAGCAGAAGGGCGAGGACAAGUGGGAGAGGUGCAAUGACUUCCUGGUGCCUGUCCUGUCCUACACUGUCAGAAGGCUGACGGAGGGCAAGAGCUACGCCUUCAGAGUCAAAGCUGAAAACGCAGCGGGGGUCAGCGAGCCAUCUCGCAGCACGCUGUUUGUAAAAGCAUCGGACGCUGUUGAUCCUCCGAAAGUGUUCCUGAGCGGCAGCCUGCAGUCUGGCCUGAACGUGAGGCGAGGCUGCCAGAUCUGCCUGGACGCCAAUAUUUCCGGCUCACCAUACCCUCAGAUCACCUGGUACUGGAACAACAAGAUCAUCCGACCUGAACCACUCCGCAAGAGGCCUGAGAGACCCCUGAAGAAGAAGUUGGAGAAGAAGGAAGAAAAGAAGAAGGAGGAAGGUGAGGGAGAGAAGAAGGACGCAGAGGUGAAGGAAGGAGAAGAGAAGAAGGAGGAGGAGAAGAAGGAGGAGGAGAAGAAGAAAGAAGGAGAGGAGAAGAAGGAGGAGGAGAAGAAAGAGGAGGAGAAGAAAGAGGAGGAGAAGAAGGAAGCAGAGGAGAAGAAGGAGGAGGUGGUGGAGCCAGAGGUGGAGGAGACCGACUACCCGACGCUGACCGAACGACUGUCCAUUGAUAACAGCCGGAGGGGCACGUCCUCCGUUGUAAUCACGGACUCGAUCCGUCUUGACCAUGGCGUCUACAUGGUGAAGGUGGAGAAUGACCACGGCAUCGCCUCCGCUACCUGCGAGGUCAAUGUGCUCGACACUCCUGGGCCUCCGGUGAACUUCCGAUUUGAGGAGGUGAGGAAGAACUCAGUGAUCUGCAAGUGGGAUCCUCCUCUGGAUGAUGGCGGCAGUGAGAUCCUCAACUACACACUGGAGAAGAAGGACAACUCGAAGCUGGAGAUUGGCUGGAGCAGCGUAACCUCGACGCUAAGAGGAUGCCGCUACCUGGUGCCCAAACUUAUCGAGAAGAAGGAGUACAUCUUCAGGGUUGUGGCUGAGAACAAGUUCGGCGCUGGUCCACCCUGCAUCUCCAAACCACUCAUUGCAAAGAAUCCCUUCGAACCUCCUGAGGCUCCUGAAAAGCCGGAGAUUGAUGACAUCACAGCCCACAGUAUGCUGGUCAUCUGGAAUGAGCCAAACGACAAUGGCAGCCCCAUCCUGGGAUACUGGGUGGAACGCCGUGAGAUCAACAGCUCCCACUGGGCUCGUGUCAACAGAGAUAUCAUCCCUGACACUGAGCUGAACGUUGAAGGUCUUCUGGAGGGGAUGACUUACAUCUUCAGGGUGGCGGCUGAAAACCAGGCUGGCCCCGGACAGUUCAGUAUCCCCUCUGACCCCAAGACAGCUCAGGCCCCGAUCUUGCCUCCUGGGCCACCAGUUGCCCGAGUGGUGGCAACUACUGACCUCUCCAUCGACGUGGAGUGGGACCCGCCUGCCGACAAUGGAGGAGGAGAGAUUCUGGGAUACCACGUGGAUAAGGCCAUGGCUGGUACUAAAGACUGGUCCAGGUCUACUGAGCGUCCCUGGAAGAUGCGGGCUUUUACUGUCUAUGGAGUCCGUGAGGGAGCAAAAUACCUGGUCAGAGUCAUCGCAUGCAACGCUGCUGGAGAGGGCACACCAGGAUUCACGGAGUCUGUUUAUGUCAAGAAUCCUGCAGAGAUACCUGUGAUUGAAAUGGACCUGACCAUCAAGCAAGGCGUGAUCAUCAGAGCAGGAGAGACACUCAGCUUGCCUGCCACAGUCACUGGUAAACCCUACCCGUCCAUCACUUGGACGAAGGAUGAUGGCAAACCUGAUAAAGAUCGUGUGGCGAUCCUCACAGAGGGCAACAAUAGCAUUGUUUCAAUCAAGAACAUCCAGAGGAAGGACAGUGGCAAAUACCAGAUCUCUGCCUGCAACCCCAGUGGCACCAAAUCUGCCGCUGCCAGAGUGGAGGUCAUGGACGUCCCCGGACCUGUCACAGACCUGAAGCCAGUGGUUGUCACUCGCAAGAUGAUCUUCCUGAACUGGGAUGACCCUGAAGAUGACGGAGGCAGUGACCUGACCGGCUUUGUUGUGGAGCGCAGAGAUGCCAAGAUGCACACAUGGAGGCAGCCCAUUGAAACUGCCUCGUCCAAGUGUGAGUGCGUGGGCAUCAUGGAGGGACAGGAAUACAUGUUCCGCGUCAUCGCCAAGAACAAGUAUGGCCUGGGCCCACCUGUCGAGCUGGGACCCAUCAAGGCUGUGGACCCACAGGGGCCACCAUCAUACCCCGAGAAGUUCCACUACACCGAGCGCACCAAGAACUCUAUCACACUUGCCUGGAGGCCACCUCGCAAUGACGGCGGCAGCCCUGUUAUCGGAUACUUUGUGGAGAAGAAGAGGCACGACCAGCAGGCUUUCGAGCCCUGCAACACAGAGAUCUGCCCCAACAUGACCAUGACAGUGGAGGGUCUGGACGAGGCCUUUAUGUAUGAGUUCAGGAUCAAGUGUGCCAACCUGAUUGGAGAGAGUGAGCCAUCCAUCCCACUGACUGUGGUCAUCCAAGACGAUGAAGUUGCUCCUGAGAUCCACAUGCUGAAGCAUUUCAAGGGCGACUCCAUUACUGUGAAGAGGGGCGAGCCUAUCGAGAUCCCCGCUGACGUCCUAGGCCUCCCCAUCCCCAAGGUUGAGUGGUCCAAGGAUGACGUGGUGAUUGAGAAGCCAACUGAGACUCUGCUGAUGGAGACGGUAGAGACUGGUAGGAUGAACUGCAAGACCACGUUGUCCAUCCCAGAUGCCAACAGGAAGGACCGUGGCAGCUAUACUGUCACUGCCUCCAACAACAUGGGCUCAGCCAAGCACACCAUCUCCGUCCUAGUGCUGGACCGGCCACUUCCUCCCAGAAAUGUGACAGUAUCCAAUAUCAAGGCGCAGUCUUGCUACCUCCAUUGGGAAGCACCGCUGGAUGAUGGUGGCAGCGAACUGACAAACUACAUUGUUGAGAAGAAGGACGUGAUAACAGAGGAGCCAGAGUUGGAAGAGGGAGAGGAAGCUCCACCUGAACCACAGUGGGUGGAGGUUACCAACAGCAUCAUUGAAAGGAAAUAUGGGGUGUGGAACCUGGACACCAACAAGACAUACUUGUUCCGAGUACGAGCUGAGAACCGCUAUGGUAAGUCUGACCCCUGCACAACAGAGGACGUCCUUAUCAAAGACCCCUUUGGCCUCCCCGGCCCACCAGAGAAACCCACCAUCAUCGAGCACUCCAAGACCUCCAUGACCCUGAGCUGGGAGCCUCCCAGAGAUAAUGGUGGAUCCUUGAUUAUUGGCUACUGGCUGGAGAAGAGGGAGAAAGGCACCAGCUACUGGGCCAAAGUCAACAAGAUGCCAGUCACCAAGCGGAGUAUGAAAGGCUGGGAGUACCAGGUGACUCGUCUGAUUGAAGGAAAUGAGUACGAAUUCAGGGUUGCUGCCUGCAAUUCUGCAGGAACUGGACCAUUCAGUGCACCAUCUGACUCUGCCUUUGCUGUCGACCCUCUGACUCCUCCCAGUAUGCCUGCCGCUCCAGAGGUGGUUGAUAAGACCAAGUACAGCAUCACACUGUCCUGGAAGCCACCAGAGAGGGAUGGAGGAAGCCCUAUCAAGGGCUACAUCAUCCAGAUCCAGGAUGAGGGUACGUCAGACUGGGUGAGUGUCAACGAUCCCGAGAACCUGCACCCCACCACUGAGUUCACUGUGCCCAGCCUCCGUGAGCUCAAACGCUACCGCUUCAGGAUAAUCGCAGUCAAUGACAUUGGCGAGUCUGAUCCCAGCCCCCGCACCAGUGAGGUUCUGGUUGAGGAUGUCCACCUCGCGCCUUCUAUCACUAUCAACGUACAAGCUGACGACCUGCUUUGUAUACGUGCUGGAGAUCCUAUCAGGAUACCCGCCACCAUCAAGGGCCGCCCUGUUCCCAAGGUGACCUGGGACUUCCAAGGCAAAGCCAAGUCACACAAGAAGAACAAACUUCACACACUGCCGGUUGACUCAGAGGUUGAGUCCACAGAGACCACGUCCACUGUGAUAGUCCCUGUCAGUCUGAGGAGCCACUCUGGACGCUACACCAUCACAGCCAAGAACAAGUCCGGACAGAAACACGUAAACGUCAGAGUUAAUGUUCUCGAUGUCCCCGGGCCUCCGAAGGACCUGAGGGUGACAGACAUCACCCGGUCAACCAUGAGGCUGAUCUGGAAACUGCCUGACAAUGAUGGAGGAGAAAGAAUCAAGAGCUACUAUAUCGAGAAGAAAUGUGUCACUGACAAGGCCUGGACCAAGGUGAAUGCAGCCUGUGCCAGCCAGGCCUUCGUAGUCCCCGGCCUGCUGGAGGGACAGGACUACCUGUUCAGAGUCCGAGCUGAGAACAGACUUGGAUUCAGCCCGUACACUGUCACCACUGAACCCGCCCGGGCCAGAGACCCCAUCUACCCACCCGACCCCCCAACCAAACUGAAGGUCAACCUGGUGACGAAGAACACCGUGACUCUGACCUGGGAGCCUCCCAAAAACAACGGCGGCUCUCCCAUCAAGCAUUACAUCAUCGAGCGUUUGAGCUGGGACACCAGCGGCACAGAGAAGGAGACCUGGAAGCAGUGCAACAAGAGAGAUGUGGAGGAGCUCACCUUUGUGGUGGAGGACCUGAAGGAGGGAGGAGAGUACGAGUUCAGAGUGAAAGCUGUGAACGCUGCCGGACCCAGCCGUCCCUCCGCCACUGUUGGACCAAUGGUCAUCAAGGAUCAGACUUGUGCUCCCACCAUCGAGCUGCGUGAGGCCAUGGAGGGCGAGGAGGGCUGUGAUGUCAGCAUUGUGGCAAAGGUGGGCGGCUGUCCAUUCCCCACGCUCACCUGGCAGAAGGCCAGCCUGGCCAAACCUGAGGAGAAGGCUGCCGUCCACUACGACCAGCACAUGAACAAACUGGUGACACAGGACAAGUGCACACUGCUGAUCCAGGACGCCAGCAGGCAUGACAACGCCCUCUAUAGUCUGACAGCCAGCAACAGCCUGGGCACAGUCACCAAGGACAUCAAGCUCACCGUGCUGGGACCUCCUGGCCCACCCAUCGGACCAGUCAAAUUCACAGAGGUGUUUGCAGAGAGGAUCGGCCUGGCCUGGGACCCGCCCACAGACAAUGGCGGCUCCAAGAUCACCAACUAUGUUAUUGAGAAGCGUGAAGAAAACAGGAAGUCUUGGGUCCACGUCUCCAAUGACCCCAAAGAAUGCUCCUACGUGGUGACCCGGCUGACGGAGAACCACGAGUAUGAGUUCAGAAUCAUGGCCCAGAACAAGUUUGGAGUCGGGCCGCCUCUGGUCAGCGAGCCGGAGAAGGCCAGAAACCUCUUCACUGUCCCGGGUCAGUGUGAGAAGCCCACAGUGACGGACGUCUGUCUGGAGUCCAUGACUGUCAACUGGGAGGAGCCCAAGUACGACGGCGGCUCCUCCGUCACCGGCUACAUCAUUGAGAAGAAGGAGACUACCAGCAAACGCUGGAUCCGCGUGAACCGAGACCCGAUCCGAGCGCUGCCGCUGGGCAACUACUGGGACGUCAGCGGCCUGCUGGAGGGCGCCAUGUACCAGUUCAGAGUCAUCGCUGUCAAUGCCGCCGGCUGUGGCCUGCCCAGCCCGCCCUCCGACCCUGUGCUCUGCAGAGACCCCAUCGCGCCUCCUGGUCCACCCACUCCAAAGGUGACAGACUGGACAAAGUCGACAGUGGAGCUGGAGUGGAUCCCUCCUGUGAUAGACGGAGGGUCAAAGGUCACCGGCUACAUUGUGGAAUUCAAGGAAGUGAACAAGGAGGAGGAGGAGAAGAAAGCUCAGAGGAAGCUCCUGUUGAGCGACGAGGAGGAGAAGGAGCCCGAGAGCGACGAGAGCUGGGAGAAGGCGAAGGACACAGAGAUCAGAGGAACUAAGUUUGUGGUGGCUGAACUGAAGGAAGGCGGUCUGUACCGCUUCAGAGUCCGAGCUGUGAAUGCCGCCGGCGUCGGCGAGCCAGGACUUGUGUCUGAGCUGAUCGAGGUCAAAGACAGAACAAUUCCUCCUGAGAUGGACCUGGAUGCCUCGGUGAAGGAGAGGAUCGUGAUCCACGCUGGUGGCACCAUCCGCAUCAUUGCCUACGUUUCCGGUAAGCCCGCCCCAGAGAUCUCCUGGUGCCGAGACGACGGCGAUGUACCCAAGGAGGCCGUGGUGGAAACAACGGGCAUUUCCAACUCUCUGGUCAUCAAGAACUGCAGACGCCAGCACCAGGGCAUCUACACCCUGAGAGCCAAGAACGAGGGCGGAGAGAGGAAGAAGGCCGUCAUCGUGGAGGUUCUGGAUGUCCCUGGACCAGUCGGUCUCCCCUUCGCCGGCGAGAACCUGACCACCGACUCCUGCAAGCUUACCUGGUACUCCCCCGAAGAUGACGGCGGCUCCGCCGUAACCAACUACAUCAUCGAGAAGAGGGAGUCGGACCGCAUGGGCUGGACCUCAGUGUCCUAUACAGUGACAAGGAACAAUGCUGUGGUGCAGGGCCUCAUCGACGGCAAGGGAUACUUCUUCAGGAUCGCAGCAGAGAACAUCAUCGGCAUGGGACCCUUCAUCGAGACAGACAAGAUGGUGAUGAUCAAGGACCCCAUCUCCGUCCCGGAGCGUCCAGAGGACCUGAUUGUCACUGCUGUCACCAAGGACUCCCUCUCCGUCGCCUGGAAGCCACCCAAGUACGACGGCGGCACCGAGGUCACCGAGUACAUCCUGGAGUCCCGCAUGAUUGGUCGGGACAACUUCACACGUGUGGGUGCAGACAACAAGCUGAUGGACAGGAAGUUCACACUGAGCGGGUUGAAGGAAGGCUCAAGUCACGAGUUCAGAGUCUCUGCCGUCAACCAGGUGGGACAGGGCAAACCGUCCUUCAUCACCAAACCCGUCCAGUGCAAAGACGAGCUUGAACCACCCACUGUGGAGCUGGACUGCAGGGAAAAGAUGAUGGUGAAGGUGGGAGACGCCUGCACGCUGUCAGGAUCCUACAGCGGCAAACCCGCCCCGGUUAUCACCUGGACGAAGAACGACGAGGAGCUGAAGGCGGACGAGGAGAUCAGCCUCCACAGCACCGCCCGCCACCUCAGCCUAAACAUCAGCAAGGCCAAGAGAGAACACAGCGGCCGCUACAGCGUCAGCGUGGAGAACGCCGCUGGCACUCGCACAGGAAUCUGCACCAUCACCGUGGUCGAUCGUCCUCAGCCUCCACAGGGUCCUGUGGUGUUCAACGAGGUCUACAGAAACCACAUGGUGAUCUCCUGGAGCCCCCCUCUGGACGACGGAGGCUGUGCCAUCUCCAACUACGUUGUGGAAAAAAGAGACACCAACAGAGACUUGUGGAUGCCUGUCACCUCAUCCUGCACCAGGACCACCUGCAAGGUGCCUAAACUGAUUGAAGGCCGUGAGUACAUCAUCAGGAUCAUGGCUCAGAACAUCUAUGGCAUCAGCGACCCCCUGCUGUCUUCCGAGACCAAGGCCAGAGACAUCUUCAAGGUGCCCGAUGCUCCCAAACAACCCACAGUUAAGGAAGUUUACCACGACUCCGCCCUCAUCAGCUGGGAGCCACCCGCAGAUGGAGGAAAGCCAAUCACAGGCUACAUCGUGGAGAGGAAGGAGACCAUGGCCCACAGGUGGGUUCGCUGCAACACAGAUAGGAUCUUCCCGAAGGUGGAAUACAUGGUGACGGAUCUGUUGAAGGGCUGUGAGUAUGAGUUCAGAGUCAGAGCUGAGAAUGUGGUUGGAGCUGGAGACCCAAGCCCACCAUCAAAACCCGUCUUCGCCAAAGAUCCCAUCGUGAAACCCGGUCCUCCAGUGAACCUGCAGGCCAUUGACCACACUAAGGAGUCAGUGACUCUUUCCUGGAAACCGCCUACUGACACCGGCAGAGGAAAGAUCUUCGGAUACCUGCUUGAGUAUCAGAAGGCUGGAGAGGAGGAGUGGAUCAAGGUGAACCAGACUCCAGACUCCUGCCAGGAGACCAAGUUCAAGGUGAUUAACCUGGAUGAAGGUGCUCUCUACCGCUUCAGAGUUAUGGCUGUCAACGCUGCCGGAGAGUCCGACCCAGCUAAUCUGAAGGAACCAAUCAGAGUGCAGGACAGACUUGAGCCCCCAGAGUUGAUUCUGGAUGCCGGAAUGACCCGGGAGGUGAAGGCCAUGGCUGGCACCCACAUCACUUUGAUGGCCACCAUCAAGGGCAUGCCCUUCCCCACCGUCAUAUGGAAGAAGAACGAUGCCGAGGUACCAACCAGGGCCGACAUUGAGACCAAACAGGACAGCACCAAGCUGGAGAUGAGGUUCUGCAACCGCGGUGACUGUGGAGACUACACACUAACUGUGGAAAACCCGGCUGGAUCAAAGACUGUCACCUGCACCGUGUUGGUCCUGGACAAACCUGGUCCUAUUCAGCACCUGCGAGUGUCUGACGUGAGGAGUGACUCUGCCUACCUGUCCUGGAAAGACCCAGAAGACAAUGGCGGUGUUCGCAUUACUAACUUCGUGGUGGAGAAGAAAGACACAGCGUCCACUCAGUGGGUCCCCGUCUGCUCCACAUCCAAGAAACGCAGCAUGAUGCUGAAGCACCUGAUGGAGGGCACGUCCUACGUGUUCAGAGUCGCUGCUGAGAACCAGUACGGCCGCAGCGAAUAUGUUGAGACACCAAAGGCCAUCAAGGCCAUGAACCCACUCUUCCCUCCUGGUCCUCCCAAAGACCUGCACCAUGUUGACGUGGAUAAAACUGAGGUGUGGUUGGUCUGGAACUGGCCUGACCGCGAUGGAGGAAGUGAGAUCACAGGCUUCCUGGUCGAGUAUCAGGAAGAGGGAGAAAAGGAAUGGGAUGAGUGGAAGACCGUCAGCAUCCCGGAGAGUCAUGUGACCGGCCUGGAGGAAGGAAAGACUUACCGCUUCAGAGUGAAGGCUGAGAAUGCCAUCGGUCUUAGCAGACCCGACACCACUGUGCCUAUCCUUUGCCAGGAGAAACUGGUGCCUCCGAUUGUCGAGGUUGAUGUUAAGCUCACCGAGGGCAUCAUCGUUAAGGCCGGCACCACCAUCAGGCUGCCAGCUAUCAUGAGAGGAAUCCCUGUUCCCACCGCAAAGUGGUCUAUUGAAGGAGAGGAGAUCACGAGCCAAGGCAACAUCAAGAUUGACACCGACAAUUACUCCACUGUGCUCAACAUCAACGAUUGCACAAGGAACCACACUGGCACCUACCUGCUCACUGUCUCAAACCCAGCCGGUACUAAGACAGUGGCCUUAAAUGUCACUGUCUUGGAUGUGCCUGCUGCUCCUAUAGGACCCGUCAACAUCCUGGAGGUCACUCCUGACUCCAUGAUGAUCGAGUGGCGUCCUCCCAAGGAUGAUGGCGGCAGCCCCGUCACCAGCUACAUUGUGGAGAAGAGAGAGUCCAACAAGGAAACUUGGGGAGGCGUGAGCGCUGGCAGCCUGGCCACCAACCUCAACAUAACCCGACUGCAGAAGGGAGUGGAGUAUGUGGUUCGCAUUCGUGCUGAGAACAAGAUGGGUAUUGGUGCUCCUCUGGAGAGCAAGCCCACUGUUGCUGAGCACACUUUCAUGCCACCAAGCCCGCCUGGUAAACCACAGCCCUAUGAUAUCUCAGAGGAUGCUGUUACAGUGGGAUGGACCAUGCCCCUUGCUGAUGGUGGCAGCCAGAUCACUGGCUACCUCAUUGAGCGCAGACACCAUAAAGGAAAGUGGAUCCGUGUGAACAAGACGCCCUGCAAGGACCUGAAGUACAGAGUUCUGGGGCUGUUUGAGGGCAAUGAGUAUGAGUUCAGAGUGUUCGCUGAGAAUAUUGCUGGUUACAGUGGCCCUUCUCCCAUCUCUGACCCCUGCAAGCCCUGCAGGCCCAUCACCGUCCCCAGCCCCCCUGUCAACCCCAAAGUUAAAGAUUACAGCAAGACCACCGCUGACCUGGUGUGGACCAAACCCAACAAAGAUGGAGGCAGCCCCAUUCUGGGGUACACUGUGGAAAUGAAGAAAGCUGAUUCUGAAGAGUGGAAGAAAGUCAACCUGGAUGACUUCAUCAAGCGGUGCGCUUACACGGUGAAGGGCCUGGAGGAGGGUGUGACCUACAGGUUCAGAGUCUAUGCCACAAACAUGAUCGGAGAUGGAGAGCCCAGAGAAAUCCCAGAGUCAAUCACUGCUCAGGACAUCCUUAUCCCUCCAGAGAUCGAGAUGGAUGCCAAAUGCCGUGAGCGUCUCACUGUGCGCGUCGGUCACAACAUCAACAUCAUUGGCUUCAUCAAGGCCCGUCCUGACGCUGAGGUGCUUUGGUUGAAAGAAGAGACGGUUCUGGAGAACAACAAGCGUGUCACUAUCAUCCAGAACUUCCCUAUGGUCCACCUGAAGAUCAAGGAAGCCACUAGAGCUGACCAUGGCAAAUACACCUUGAAAGCUUCAAACGAGGGGGGCGAGGCUUCCUGCACCAUCACGGUCAACGUGCUGGACAGACCCAGCCACUGCCAGAAUCUCCACAUGACCUAUGUUACCAAGAACUCAUGCAUGGUCAACUGGGAGGCCCCUGAAGACAAUGGCGGCUCUGAGAUCACCAACUAUAUUGUGGAGUGCCGCGAGCCCAGCAUUAGCAUGUGGUCUAUGAUCUCAUCCCAUUGCACUAAUCGCAUGAUCAAGGCCAAACUGAUGGAGGGUCAUGAGUACCUGUUCCGUGUCUGUGCUGAGAACAAGAUGGGACCUGGGCCCACUGUGGAGACAAAGACUCCUCUGCUGGCCAUUGACCCCAUCGAGAAGCCAGGUGAGCCUGAGAACUUCAGGGCCACAGACAUUGGCAAGAACCACGUCAAUCUGAGAUGGAGGAAGCCUGACUAUGACGGAGGCAGCCCCAACAUCUCCUACAACCUGGAGUGCAAAGCCAAAGAUGCUGAGGAGUGGCAGAAACUCAACACUGACACCCUGACCAACACCUUUUUCCUGGCUGACAAGUGUGUCGAGAACCAGAUGUACACCUUCAGGGUGCAGACUGUCAAUGAAGGAGGGGAGAGUGCUUGGGUGAAACUUGCCGAUAUUUUGGUGAGGGAGGAAAUCCAGAAGCCUGUCAUCGACCUGAAGCUGUCUGGAACUCUGACAGUAAAGGCCGGAGAGUCAGUCAGGAUAGAGGCUGGCCUGAGAGGAAAGCCCCAGCCUGAGGUCAAGUGGAAGAAAGACAAGGCAGUUGGAGAUAACCCCAGAAUCAGCUACGAGACUGGCUCUGACUACUCCAAGUUCCUCCUGACCAAGUCCAAACGCAGUGACACCGGAAAGUAUAUUAUCACUGCCACCAACUCUGCUGGCACAUUUACAGCAUACGCCAAUGUCAACGUCUUGGACGUCCCCGGCCCAGUGAGGAACCUCAGGAUCACUGGCAUUGGAGCUGACAAGUGCAGAGUGGUGUGGGAUAUUCCAGAGGAUGAAGGAGGCUGCGAGGUGGACAGCUACAUUGUGGAAAAAUGUGAGACCAGGAGGAUGGUCUGGUCCACAUACUCUGCCUCUGUGGUCACACCGUACUGCAACGUCACUCGUCUGGUGGAGUCCAAUGAGUAUAUCUUCAGAGUGAGGGCAGAGAACAAGAUGGGAACUGGCCCCGCCAUGGAGAGCAAGCCUGUUACUGUCAAGACUCAGUUCAACAAACCUGGACCCCCUGAGGCACCUGAGGUCACAAAGGUGAGUAAAGAUGAGAUGACGGUGGUCUGGGCUCCUCCUGAGAACGAUGGAGGGAAGUCAAUCACUGGCUACAUCCUGGAGAGAAAAGAGAAGAGGGCAGUUCGCUGGGUGCCAUGCACCAAGAGCGCCAUCUCAGAGAGACGCAUGAAAGUCACCAACCUGAUCCCCAACCACGAGUAUCAGUUCAGAGUGAAGGCCGAGAAUGAGGUCGGCCUGGGAGAGCCCAGCAAACCCUGCAGACCCGUCGCAGCCAAAGAUCCCAUUGAGCCACCUGGCCCCCCUGCGGGCCUGAAGGUAGGCGACAGCACCAAGACCUCCAUCACUCUGUCCUGGUCUAAACCUGUGUAUGAUGGCGGUGCCCCUAUCAUCGGCUACAGCCUGGACAUGAGGCUAAAGAGUGAGGCGGACCCUGAGAAGCCCACAGAGGGCUGGAAAAGGAUUGACACCCACGGCCCGCUGGUCCUCACAGAGUUCACCAUCGGUCAGCUGGAUGAGAAGCAGGAGUACGAGUUCAAGGUCUCUGCCCAAAACCAGGUGGGCUGGGGACGUCAUGCCUACCUGAAGGAGGCCGUGUCCCCCAAGGAGAUCCUGGAGGCUCCAGAGAUUGACCUAGAUGCCAGUUUGAGGAAAGGCCUGGCCGUCAGGGCUGGCUGUCCAAUUAGGCUCUUUGCCGUCAUCAGAGGAAGGCCCGCCCCCAAGGUGACCUGGAAGCGUUUGGGUGUGGACAACGUGAUCCGCCGAGGUCACGUGGACCAGGUUGACACCAUGUCCUUCCUGGUCAUCCCAGAGAGCACCAGAGAAGAUUCUGGAAAAUACUCGCUGACUCUGUCUAAUUCUGCCGGGGAGAAGGCCGUGUUUGUCCGUGUCAAAGUCCUCGAUACUCCUGGUCCUGUUGGUGGCCUGGAGGCUACUGACGUCACCAAGACAACAGCUCAGCUGUCCUGGUUGCCACCGGAGAAUGAUGGCGGCAGCACUAUCCUCAACUACAUCGUGGAGAAACGUGAGGUGGACAGGAAAACCUGGACCAAGUGCACAGAGGACCUGAAGAAGACCAGCUUCAAGGUGACCAACAUGACGCCUGGUAUCGAGUACUACUUCAGAGUCAUGGCCUGCAACAAGUACGGCAUUGGAGUUCCUCAGGACUCACCCAAGUCCUACCUGGCUGUCGAUCCCAUCAGUGAGCCAGACCCUCCAAAGAAGAUGGACGUGUUGGAAAUAACCAAGAACAGUGCCACUCUGGGCUGGCUGAAGCCACUCAGAGAUGGAGGAGCCAAGAUCAAUGGUUAUGUGGUGGACUACCAGGAGGAAGACGCACCAGAGGACAAGUGGACACCUUAUUCUGUGGUCAAAGACCUGACUAUUGUCGUGGUCGGUCUGAAGGAAGGAAAGAAGUACAGGUUCAGAGUAGCAGCCAGGAACUCAGCAGGAGUCAGCCUGGCCCGAGAGGCAGAGGGAGUGUUUGAGGUCAAAGAGCAGCUCAUGGCUCCUAAGAUUAUCAUGCCUGACAUUGUGACAGUCAGAGCUGGAUCCAAGAUGGUGGUCGAGGCCAUUGUGGCGGGUAAACCUGCUCCAUUCUGCAAGUGGAAGCAGGGCAACGAGGACGUGCUGACCUCUGAUCGUCUGUCUGUUGUCAAGACGCUGACGACCUGCACACUCAUCGUAAAGAAUGUGACAAGAGCAGACAGUGGCUACUAUAGCUUGUCAGCCGAGAACAGCACCGCCAAGAUCAACCAGAUCCUCAGAGUCAUCGUCAUGGACAUCCCUGGACCCCCUGAAGCUCCUCUGGAGAUCACUGAGCAGGACAUCGAUGCCUGCACGCUGCUCUGGAACUCUCCACAGGAGGAUGGUGGCAGCAACAUCACCAACUACAUUGUGGAGAAGUGUGAUGUCAGCCAGGGCGACUGGAUCACUGUGUCCUCAUCCUGCACCAAGACCAGCUUCAGAAUGACCAAACUGACAACUGGCAAGGAGUACGGCUUCCGAGUCCGUGCCGAGAACAGGUUUGGCAUCUCUGCGCCCAUCUACUCUGAGAAGAUGAUUGCCAGAUAUCCAUUUGAUCCUCCCAGCGAGCCCAGAAACCUGCAAAUUAACAAGAUCAACAAAGACUUUGUCAUCCUGUCGUGGGAGUGUCCCAGCAGCGAUGGUGGCAGCCCCAUCACUGGAUACUGCAUUGAGAAGAAGGAGAGGAACAGCCUGCUGUGGGUCAAAGCCAACGAGUCAGUAAUCAGAGCCACCCAGUACACCUGCACUGGCCUGAUUGAGGGCUUGGAGUACACCUUCAGGGUGUCGGCCCUCAACUUGGCCGGACAAGGCAAACCUUGCAAACAGACCGACAUCAUCACCGCCAGGACUGCUGUCGACCCACCAGGUAAACCUGAGCCCAUGGAUGUGACCAAACACUCUGUGUCAUUGGUAUGGAGCCGACCCAAGCAUGAUGGUGGCAGCAAGCUGAUUGGCUAUUACAUGGAGUACGCAAAGCUUCCGGAGGAGAAGUGGAAGCGCUGCAACGCCAACUGCAUGAACAUCCAGACAGAAAGUUAUGUGGUGACUGGCCUGGAAGAGGGGCAGCAGUAUCAAUUUAGAGUUAUCGCCAAGACCGCUGUUAACAUCAGCCUUCCAUCCGAGUUGUCCGACCCGAUUCCUGUCAUUGCUGAGAAUGUUCCUCCUCGUGUGGAGCUGGGCAUCAACAUGAAGAACCUGAUUGUGUUGAAAGCUGGAGAAAAUGUCUUCCUUGAUGCUGAGGUGUUUGGGAAGCCCCUGCCCAAGGUGAGCUGGAAGAGAGACGGAGCACCUCUGGUCCUUGCGGAGGGAAUGAAGAUGACCCAAAAGAAACACAUCCACAUACUGGAGCUCUAUGCCGUCACCAGGAAGGAAUCUGGAGACUAUUCUAUCACUGCUGAGAACAUCAACGGUAGCAAGUAUGCUACUAUCAAGGUCAAGGUUCUUGACAAACCAGGCCCUCCAGCCUCAGUGAAAACUGCUAAGGUGUUUGCUGACCGUGUUAAGCUGCGGUGGGAACCUCCACUGGCAGAUGGCGGCUCUGAGAUCACCAACUACAUCAUCGAGAAGCGUGAGACCAGCAGGGCCAACUGGGCACAGGUCACCUCUAACAUUCAUGGACACAUCACUGACUGCUCAGUGGAGAAACUCAUCGAGGGACACGAGUACCAGUUCAGAGUGAGCGCUGAGAACCAGUAUGGUGUGGGAGACCCCGUCAUGACUGACCCUGUCAUGGUCAAGAACCCGUACGACGUCCCCGGUCCCUGUGAGCCGCCUGUCAUCACCAACAUCACCAAGGACUCCAUGACAGUCAGCUGGAAGGCGCCAGCCAAUGAUGGCAGGGCCACCAUCCUUGGCUACAUGUUGGAGAAACGCGAAGCCACUGAGCUGACCUGGGCUAAAGUCAACCGCCGGCCAGUCAUCGACAGGACCCUCAAGGCUGCUCAGCUAACUGAGGGCUCAGAGUAUGAGUUCAGAGUCAUUGCCAUGAACAAGGCCGGGCUGGGUAAACCCAGUGACGCAUCCAACGCUGCGCUGGCUGUCGACCCAGUCUAUCCUCCCGGCCCACCUGCCUUCCCUAAGGUGGUGGACUCCACCAAGAGCUCCAUAAGCCUUAGCUGGACCAAACCGGCAUACGACGGUGGAUGUGAAAUCAUUGGCUACCUGGUGGAGUAUAAGCUAGCCGAUGGAGAGAACUGGACCAAGUGCAAUGUCCCCAAGAAACUCCAGGCCACCAAGUUCCUGGUGACUGGUCUGAUGGACAACACUGAGUACCAGUUCAGAGUCACCGCUGUCAACAAGAUUGGCUACAGUGACCCCAGUGAGGUCCCUGGAAACCACAUGCCCAAGGACAUCCUCAUCGCUCCUGAAGCUGAGCUGGACGCCGACCUGAGAAAGGCGUUGGUUCUUAGAGUGGGUGUCACCAUGAGGGUCUAUGUUCCCCUGAGAGGACGCCCGGCGCCUAAAGUGACAUGGACCAAGGUGGACGCCAACCUAUCGGAGAGGCAGGGUGUGCUGAUCAAGACGUCAGAGUGGGACACGCUGCUGAUGGUUGAAGAUGUUAACAGAUAUGAUGCUGGCAAAUACGUCUUGUCGCUCGAGAACAGCAGUGGCUCCAAGAGCUACACCAUUGUUGUCAAGGUCCUUGAUUCUCCUGGACCACCUACAAACCUGAUUGUCAAGGAGACCUCCAGAAACCAUGCCUUCAUCACCUGGGAUGCCCCACUGAUUGACGGUGGAGGCCCAGUCAAGAACUACAUUGUGGAGAAGCGUCUGGCCGAGAGGAAGGCAUGGACAUGUGUGUCGGCAGCAUGUCUGAAGCCGUCAUUCAGGAUCACCAACCUGGAGGCAGGACAAGCCUACUGCUUCAGAGUGCUGGCUGAGAACGCCUAUGGCAUCGGCGAGGGCUGUGAGACCCCUGGCAGCAUCCGGGCCUCAGAACAACCUGGUCCCGUGAUGGACUUCAAAGCUAAGAAGAUCACCAAGGACUCGAUCACCCUGGGCUGGAAGAAGCCCGUCGGUGAUGGCAUCAGUCACGUCAGCGCCUACAUCCUAGAGCAGAGUGAAGGCGAGGAGAAGUGGAAACAGAUCAUGAAGGGCAAGAAUACCUCACACACUGUCAGCGAGCUCACCGAGGGCAAGGAGUACUUGUUCAGAGUCAAGGCACUCAACGAGUCUGGAGAGGGACCACCUACCGACCUUGCCGUUGUUGCCAAGGACCAGUUUGUGCUGCCUGACUGCAACUUGAGCAGCCUGCAUGAUGGUUGCUAUGUGGUGAAGGAGGGCAGUACCACACGUAUCAACAUCCCCAUCAGUGGUGUACCCUACCCCACUGCCACAUGGAAGAAGGGUGAUGUAGCCCUGGGAGACACCGGUCGGAUGUGCGUGGAGGCGUCUCAGGGCAUCACCACCCUGCUGAUCAGGGACUGCCAGAGAGGAGACGCUGAAACCUACACCAUCAAUGUCAGAAACAGCGCUGGCUCCAAGGACUGCAAGUUCCAGCUCAAGGUGGUAGGCAAACCGGGCAUCUGCACCGGACCUAUCAAGUUUGACGAGAUCACUGCUGACGGCAUCACCCUGGAAUGGGAGCCACCCAAAGAUGAUGGCGGUGCAGAGGUGUCCAACUACAUUGUAGAAAAGAGGAGGACGACAGACAACAAGUGGGCCACAGUGGCUUCAGCAAUUCAGAAGACCACCAUGAGGGUGAUCCGCCUCCACGAUGGAGUGGAGUACAUCUUCAGAGUAUUCGCUGAGAACAAGUAUGGGGUUGGAGAGUAUCUGAGGUCAGAUCCGGUCAUCGCCCAGCAUCCAUUCAAUGUGCCUGGGGCACCUGCUCCUCCAGAGAUUGCGAGCAUCCGCCACGAGUCAGCCAUCCUGACCUGGGCUGAUCCAAAGGAUACUGGUGGCUCCACAAUUAUUGGAUAUCAUGUGGAGUUUAAGGAGAGGAACAGUCUGAUGUGGAAACGAGCCAGUAAGACUCCUCUGAGAGUGAAGGAGUGCAGAGUCACUGGCCUGAUAGAGGGACUAGAGUACGAGUUCAGGGUAAUGGCCAUGAACAUGGCGGGCCUAGGAAAGGCGAGCAAGGCCACUGAGGGUGUGGUUGCCCUGGAUCCUAUUGAUCCUCCUGGCAAGCCCGACGUGAUCAAUGUCACCAGGACCACAGUCACUCUGAUGUGGACCGCUCCCAAGUAUGACGGCGGCUACAAGCUGACUGGCUACAUGGUGGAGAAGCUGGAGGCUGGCGGUAAGGCCUGGAUGAAGGCCAACCAUGUCAACAUCCAAGAUUGCGCCUUCACUGUCACCGACCUAACCGAAGGAUCUCAGUAUCAGUUCAGGAUCAGGGCUAAGAACUCUGCUGGGGCUGUCAGUGUUCCUUCAGAGCCUACUGAUCUUCUGACCUGCAAGGAUGAGUACGAGCCUCCGACCAUUACUAUUGACCCAGACAUGAAGGAUGGUGUAUCGGUCAGGGCAGGAGACACAAUUGUGAUCUCAGCCUCCAAGAUUGUUGGCAAACCCCCACCCAUUGUUGUCUGGUCCAAAGCAGGCCGUGAGUUCAAGACCUCUGACACUGUCACCAUCACCAGCACUCCUACCUCCUCCACCUUGGCUAUCAAGUAUGCUAGUAGAAAGAACACAGGAGAGUACACCAUCACUGCUAGCAACCCCUUCGGCAUUAAGGAAGAACACGUAAAGGUCAAGGUCCUGGAUAUCCCCGGACCUCCAGGCCCUAUUGAAGCUAGUAACAUUUCAGCUGAGAAGUGUACUCUGACCUGGCUUCCACCAGAGGAGGACGGAGGCUGCUCCAUCAAGUCCUACAUACUUGAGAAGAGAGAGACCGGCCGCCUGCAGUGGACCAAGAUAGCAGAAAACAUCAUAGACUCCAGAUAUGUAGUCCACAAACUGAUCAAGGGCAAUGAGUACAUCUUCAGAGUGUCUGCUAUAAACCAGUAUGGCACUGGGGACUCAAGCCAGUCUGGUCCAGUCAAAAUGGUUGACAGUUUCCGUCCACCAGGCCCACCCUCAACCCCAGAGAUUGAAAACAUCAGCAGGAAUGCUGUCACCAUUUCAUGGAAGAGACCAGUGCAGGAUGGAGGAAGUGACAUCAGAGGAUAUAGUGUACAGAGGAAGGAGAAGAAAGGAAUGAGAUGGGUGAGAGCCAGUAAGAGGACGGUCCCUGACCUGCGCUUCAAGGUGCAAGGCCUGAAUGAGGGAGUAGAGUAUGAGUUCAGAGUCACUGCUGAGAACAGAGCAGGAUUUGGGGAGCCCAGUGAACCAUCGCGCCCUGUGAUGACCAAGGACAUUGUGUAUCCACCUGGUCCUCCAUCCAACCCCAGAAUUACAGACACCACAAAAACCUCAGCCACCUUCGCCUGGGGUCGACCCUUCUAUGAUGGUGGUCUCGAAGUAGAGGGCUACAUUGUUGAGUACAAAAAGGAAGGGCAUGAUGACUGGGAGACGGAGACACAGUACACCCUGAAAGCUACUGAAUAUGUUAUUGGUAAACUUCAAAAGGGAGGCAAAUACCACUUCAGAGUCAGAGCUGUGAACUCUGAAGGAGUUGGCGAGCCUGCAGAGGUCGAGAAAGUGACUGAACUGGUGGACCAGGAGAUGCUGCCAGACUUUGAGCUGGAUGCUGAACUCAGGAGAACCCUGGUGGUCAGAUCCCGUGCGUCAAUCCGUAUGUUUGUUCCCAUCAGGGGCCGUCCUGUUCCUGAAGUAACCUGGACCAAAGAUGACACCAAUCUGAAAACACGUGCGCAUAUUGACACCACAGAAUCUUACACACUAUUGGUGAUUCCUGACUGCACCAGAUACGAUGCUGGAAAGUACCACCUUUGUCUGGAGAAUGUUGCUGGAAAGAAGACUGGCUUUGUUAAUGUAAGAGUUCUGGACACGCCAGGACCUCCAGUUAACCUCAAACCUAGAGAGAUCACUAAAAAGGGCAUUACCCUCCAGUGGGAAAUCCCUAUCAUCGACGGUGGUUCUAAGAUUCACAACUACAUUAUCGAAAAGAGAGAGGCCACCAAGAAGGCCUACACAGUCCUUAGCACCACAUGGCAGAAGUGUUCUUUCAAGAUCCCUGACCUUGAGGAGGGAGCGUACUACUACUUCCGUGUCUCUGCUGAGAAUGACCUGGGUGUAGGUGAGCCUGCUGAAACCCCUGAGCCGAUCAGGGUGUCCCAAGCCCCCUCUGCCCCCGAGAACUUGUAUGUCACAGAUGUGACUGCUGACACUGCCAGCUUGGCCUGGGCCAAGCCCCUGCAUGAUGGUGGCACCUUGAUCACAGGAUAUGUCAUUGAGGCCCAGAAGAAGGACACUGACCAGUGGGUCCAUGUGGCCACCAUCAAGGCUCUGGACUACACUGUCACAGAUCUGAUUGAGGGUGCAGAAUAUACUUUCCGCAUAAUGGCAGUCAAUGCAUCAGGCAGGAGCGACCCCCGUGAGAGCAGGCCUGCUAUUAUCAAAGAGCAAACCUCCGCCCCAACCUUUGACCUACGUGGAGUCUACCAGAAGACGGUCAUCGCCAAGGCUGGAGACCGUGUUAAGGUGGAGAUUCCAGUGCUUGGCAAACCCAGACCUGUGGUUUCCUGGAAGAAAGGAGACACAGUGCUGAAGGAGACACAGAGAAUCAACGUUGAAACCACACCAACAUCAACCAUCCUCAAUAUCAGUGAGAUUAAGAGGACUGAUGGAGGCCAGUAUUCCAUGACUGGAAAGAACAUGCUGGGUACACUGACUGAGACAAUAACAGUCUUGGUCCACGAUAUUCCAGGGCCUCCUACAGGUCCAAUUAAGCUGGAUGAGGUCUCAUGUGAUUAUGUUCUCAUGUCCUGGGAGGCACCAGAGAAUGAUGGAGGCGUUCCCAUCAACAACUAUAUUGUUGAGAUGCGGGAGACCACUGGUACUUCCUGGGUGGAGUUGGCAGCCACAGUGAUCCGCACCACAUUCAAGGCAGCCCGGCUCAACACUGGAACUGGAUAUCAGUUCCGAGUCAAGGCUCAGAACAGAUACGGCAUUGGACCUUCCAUUAUCUCUGAACCAGUGAUAGCUGCCUAUCCAUUUGAUGUGCCAGGGCAACCAGGCACUCCUGUGGUCACAUCUUUCAACAAGGAUGCUAUGACCCUGAGUUGGCAUGAGCCAUCCUCUGAUGGUGGCAGUGCAAUCUUGGGUUAUCAUGUGGAGAGAAAAGAGAAAAAUAGCAUUCUUUGGCAGAGGAUCAGCAAAGCUCUUGUUGUUGGAAAUAUCUUCAAAUCGACAGGACUUGUUGAUGGAAUCCAAUAUGAACAUCGCGUUAUUGCUGAAAACUUGGCCGGUCUCAGCAAACCAAGCAAACCCUCUGAGACUAUGUAUGCUUUGGAUCCAGUUGAUCCACCAGGCAGGCCUGUGGCACUGAAUAUCACUAGACAUGAAGUGACAGUUUCAUGGACCAAACCAGAGGGGGAUGGUGGAUUUUCCAUCACUGGAUACACAGUGGAGAGGAGAGAGCUGCCCAAUGGACGGUGGCUCAAAGCCAACUUCAACAACAUUCUAGAGACCAUUUACACAGUCAGUGGUCUGACUGAAGAUGCCACUUAUGAAUUCCGUGUGUUCGCUAGAAACUCAGCUGGUGCUGUAAGUGCAUCAUCCCAGCCAUCAGAAGCAAUCACGUGCAGAGAUGACAUUGAAGAGCCCAAGCUUGAUGUUGAUGCAUCUUAUAGCAGCAAUGUUGUUGUCAUGGCAGGAGAGGUGUUCACACUGGAGGCCAGUGUGACUGGCAGGCCAAUCCCAUCUCUGGUAUGGACCAAGGAAGGAAAGGAGCUUCAGGAUACAGCCAAGUUAGAAAUAAAGACAUCUGACUUCCACACAACUCUGAAAAACAAAGACUCCCUGAGGAGGGAUGGUGGUGUUUUUACUCUGACUGCCAGCAACCCUGGUGGCUUUGCCAAGUUCACAUACACUGUCAAGGUUCUUGACAGACCUGGACCACCAGACUCACUUACUGUUACUGGCAUUGCUGCUGAGAAAUGUGUUCUCAACUGGCUGCAUCCAACACAUGAUGGCGGUGCCAAGAUUGAGUACUUCAUCAUUCAAAGGCGUGAGACCAGCAGGUUGGCAUGGACAAAUGUUGCCACAGACCUUCAAGCAAACAGGUUCAAGGUCACUAAGCUUUUGAAGGGUAAUGAGUAUGUCUUCAGAGUCAUGGCUGUUAACAAGUAUGGUGUAGGUGAGCCCCUGGAGACUGAACCUGUCAUCUGUGCCAACCCAUAUGUCCCUAGUGACCCUCCACAGCAGCCUGAGGUCACCACCAUUACAAAGGACUCCAUGGUCGUCUGCUGGGAACGCCCUGAACAUGAUGGAGGCAGCAGAAUCAACACCUACAUAAUUGAGAGAAGGGAUAAGACUGGCCUGCGCUGGGUGAAGUGCAACAAGAGGACUGUAACUGACCUGCGAUUCAAGGCCUCUGGCCUCACACCAGGACAUGAGUAUGAAUUCAGAGUCCUUGCAGAGAACAAUGCUGGUCUAAGCCAGCCUAGUCCUUCCAGUCCAUUCUACAAAGCGAUAGACACCAUCUUCCAGCCUGGACCUCCUGGGAACCCCAGAGUGCUGGACACAACCAAGUCCUCCAUCACCCUUGCUUGGAACAAGCCUGUCUAUGAUGGUGGUUCUGAAAUCACUGGCUACAUUGUGGAAACCUGUUUGCCUGAGGAGGAUGAAUGGACAAUUCACACUCCCAAGAAGGGAUGGACAGCCACCUCCUUCACUAUCACCGGUCUGAAGGACAACCAACAGUACAAGAUCAACAUCUGUGCCACUAACUGUGAAGGUGUGGGAGAGCCUGCUGCUGUUCCUGGUACCCCCAAGGCUGAGGACAGGCUUCUUCCUCCAGAAGUUGAACUUGGAGCAGAACUGCGCAAAAUUGUCUGCAUCAGAGCCUGCGGCACACUAAGACUCUUUGUCCCUAUCAAGGGCAGACCAGCACCUGAAGUAAAAUGGUCAAGAGAGCAUGGAGAAUCCCUGGACAAAGCUAACAUUGAAAUCACCCCCUCAUUCACUACUCUUCAGAUAGAGAAUGUUGACAGGUUUGAUGGAGGUAAAUACUUAGUGUCUGUAGAAAAUGCCUCAGGAAGCAAGACAGCCUUUGUUAAUGUCAGGGUGCUAGAUACUCCUGGAGCACCUCAAAACCUGAUCAUCAAGGAGGUCACUAGAGAUUCAGUUUCCCUUGUUUGGGAUGCACCUAUCAUUGAUGGUGGCUCCAGAGUGCGCAACUACAUUGUGGAGAAGCGUGAAUCAACCAGAAAAGCCUACUCAACUGUUUGUGCUCAGUGCCACAAGUCCAGUUGGAAAGUUGGAGACUUGGAGGAAGGAAAGAUGUACUUCUUCAGAAUCCUGGCUGAGAACGAAUAUGGAAUUGGCCUCCCAGUAGAGACUGUUGAACCAAUCAAAGCUUCAGAGAAGCCUCUACCACCAGGAAAAGUGUCCCUCCAUGAAGUCACCAGCACCACUGUUAAAUUAACUUGGGAAAAGCCUGACUAUGAUGGCGGCAGCAGAAUCACAGGCUAUAUUGUUGAGAUGCAGGGUAAAGGGAGUGAGAAGUGGACUGUGGUCAUGGUGGUGAAGACCAAUGAGGCUCUUGUAACUGGCCUUACCCAGGGAGAAGAGUACAUGUUCCGUAUCUCAGCUACCAAUGAAAAGGGAGUUAGUGACCCACGUCCUCUGAGUAUGCCUGUGGUUGCUAAAGACCUGGUCAUCCCACCGGCUUUCAAAUUGGUUUUCAGUACAUUUAGUGCGCUAGCAGGAGACGAUCUGAAGAUAGACGUACCAUACACUGCCUAUCCAAAAGCGACAGUAACUUGGCUCAAAGAUGGUGUUGUUCUCAAGGAGACAACAAGAGUUAAUGCUGAAGCCACAGACAAAAUACUUCACCUGGUCAUUAAGGAGGCUUGCAGAGAUGAUGUCGGUACAUACACUAUCAAACUGACCAACACAGCCGGAGAGGCAUCUACAGACAUCAGUGUUGUUGUUCUAGAUAAGCCUGGUCCUCCAACCGGCCCCAUUAAGCUAGAUGAGGUCACUGCUGACAGUGUGACUCUGUUCUGGAAUCCUCCAGAGUAUGAUGGUGGUUGCGCCAUCAACAAUUACAUUGUUGAAAAGAGAGACACAUCUACCACUAACUGGCAGAUUGUGUCAGCUACAGUGGCCAGAACCACUAUCAAGGCAGCCCGUCUGAAGACUGGAUCUGAGUACCAGUUUAGGAUUGCUGCAGAGAAUAGAUAUGGCAAGUCCUCAGUCCUGCUCUCUGAUUCCAUUGUUGCCCAGUAUCCAUUUGAGGUACCCAGCUCACCACGUUCUGUUGUGGUCCAGUCAGCCACCAAGGAGAGCAUGGUGGUUGUAUGGGAGAAACCAAGCAAUGAUGGUGGAAGCAAGAUCUUGGGCUACCACUUGGAGCUCAAAGAGAGAAACAGUAUACUGUGGGUGAAACAGAACAAACAGCUCAUCCCAGAGACCAGAUUCAAGGUUGUUGGCCUUGAGGAAGGUAUAGAAUAUGAAUUCAGAGUCUAUGCUGAGAACAUUGUCGGCAUCAGUAAAGCCAGCAUAUUGAGUGAAAUGCAAGUGGCCAGAGAUCCUUGUGACAAGCCAGGAAAACCAGAGGCUGUCAUUGUGACCAGAAACCAAGUGACCCUUAGAUGGACCAAACCUGAGUAUGAUGUCGGCAUCAAGAUUACAGGCUAUGUGGUUGAGAAGAAAGAGGGAACUGGCCGCUGGAUGAAGGCCAGUUUCACCAACAUCAUUGAGACUACAUUUGUUGUCACAGGUCUUACUGAAGAUCAGAUAUAUGAGUUCCGUGUCAUUGCCAGAAAUGCAGCAGGUGUAUUUAGCCAGCCUUCUGAUUCUACUGGAGCCAUCACUGCAAAAGAUGAAGUGGAACCACCAAAGAUUGACUUGGAGGCUAAGUAUUCUCAGGUUGUGGUGGUAAAUGCUGGAGAUACAUUCAGGCUUGAGGCUGCUAUCUCUGGCAAACCUGUGCCCACAGUACACUGGAUAAAGGAGGGCAAAGAGAUUGCUGAAGCAGCACGCCUAGAGAUCAAGAACACAGACUUUACUGCCUGUCUAGUUGUUAAAGAAGCCAUCCGUGUUGAUGGAGGCCAGUACACUUUACUAGUAAAAAAUGUUGGAGGAGAGAAAACUGUUAACAUUAAUGUAAAGGUUCUGGACAGACCAGGUCCUCCUGAGGGCCCUAUUUCCAUCUAUGGUGUCACCAGUGAGAAAUGUUCCAUUUCCUGGAAAUCACCCUUGCAAGAUGGAGGUAGCGAUGUUUCCCAUUAUAUUGUGGAGAGGAGGGAAACUAGCAGACUGGUUUGGACUGUAGUUGAAUCCAAAGUUCAGACCCUGAACCUGAAGAUCACCAAACUUCUUCCUGGUAAUGAGUAUAUCUUCAGAGUGAUUCCAGUCAACAAAUAUGGAGUUGGUGAGCCUCUGGAAUCUGAGGCAAUGAUUGCCAAAAAUCCAUUUGUGACUUCUAAGCCACCAACGAAUGUAGAAGUCUCCACCAUCACCAAAGACUCCAUGGUAGUGACCUGGGAAAGACCAAGUAAUGAUGGUGGCAGCCCCAUCCAAGGCUAUAUUAUUGAGAAGCGUGAUAAGGAUGGUGUGAGAUGGACCAGGUGCAACAAGCGUACAGUGAGUGAGAUCCGCUUUAGAGUUACAGGGCUCCUAGAAAACCACAGCUAUGAAUUUAGAGUUGCUGCAGAGAAUGCUGCAGGCAUUGGCACACCUAGCCCACCAACCACGUACUACAAAGCAUUGGAUCCUAUCUUCAAACCAGGCCCACCAAACAAUCCCAAGGUGGUAGAUACAUCAAGGUCCACUGUUUCCCUUACAUGGGGUAAACCCAUCUAUGAUGGAGGCUGUGAGAUUCAGGCCUACAUUGUUGAGGCAUGCGAUGGGGCAUUUGAUGAGUGGUUUAUGUGCACUCCUCCCACUGGAAUCACAAACACCAAGUUUACAGUGAAAAAUCUUCUGGAGAAACAUGAGUACCAAUUCAGGGUGUGUGCUAUUAACAAAGUUGGUGUGGGUGAGCAUGCUGAUGUUACAGGGAAAAUUAUUUUGGAAGAGAAGCUUGAGGCUCCUGAUCUUGAGUUGGAUGCUGAUAUGAGAAAGAUGAUCAACAUUAGAUCUGCAAGCACCCUUAGGCUGUUUGUUCCUGUGAGAGGUCGUCCAGCUCCUGAGCUGAAAUGGGGCAAGGCUGAUGGCGAAAUUAAGGAGACCGCCCAGAUUGACAAUACGGGCAGCUAUGCUUCACUUGUCAUUGAGAAUGUUGACAGAUUUGAUAGUGGCAAGUAUACCCUAACAGCAGAGAAUGCCAGUGGAGUGAAGUCUGUCUUCAUCAGUGUCAGAGUCCUGGACUCACCUAGCCCUCCAGCUAACUUCAUGGUGAAAGAAAUUACCAAGAACUCUGUCACUCUCACAUGGGAGCCUCCACUUCUUGAUGGUGGCUCAAAGAUUAAACAUUACAUUGUUGAGAAGCGUGAAAGCACCAGGAAGGUUUACUCUACCAUCACCACCUGCAACAGGAUGUCAUGGAAAGUUGAACCUCUUCCAGAGAGUGGAAUCUUCUUUUUCAGAGUCCUGGCUGAGAACGAAUAUGGUGUGGGUCUCCCUGCUAAAACCUUUGAACCAGUUAAGAUAUCUGAGAAGCCUCAGCCACCUGGUAAAGUCAGUGUUGUUGACGUUACUAGUAGCACUGUAACCCUCACUUGGGAGAAGCCUGUUCAUGAUGGUGGCAGUAGGAUCAAUCACUAUGAAGUUGAACUGACGCCUAAGGACAGUGAAGCUUGGUCUUUGUGUGCUAGUGGGAAGGGGCUAGAGACAGUGGUGACAAACCUACUCAAGGGAGAAGAGUACCAGUUCAGAGUUGUUGCUGUCAAUGACAAGGGCAAGAGUGACCCCAGACAACUGGUUCAAUCAGUUGUGGCGAAGGACCUUGUGAUUGAGCCUGCUGUUAGACCUAAAGUGAGCACCUACUCUGUCCAGGUGGGCCAUGACCUCAAGAUUGAGGUCCCAGUGGCUGGUCAUCCAAAGCCAACCAUCACCUGGACCAAGGAUGGAGCUGCCCUCAAGCAGACCACCAGAGUCAAUGUCACUGACUCAGCAAAUCUCACCACUCUCACCAUAAAGGAUGCCACCAGAGAGGAUGGAGGCAUGUACAGCAUAAACAUUGCCAAUGCCCUGGGAUCUAAGGAUGCAACUAUUGAAGUGAUCACCCUUGACAAGCCAGGCCCACCAACAGGCCCUGUGAAGUUGGAGGAUAUCUGUGCUGAGAGUAUCACUCUUAGCUGGGAACCUCCUACGUAUACAGGUGGCUGCCCAAUCUCCAACUAUGUGGUGGAGAAGAGAGACACAACCACAACAAAUUGGACAGUCGUGUCUGCCACUGUGGCCAGAACCACACUAAAAGUAGCCAAUCUGAAGACAGGUUCUGAAUACCAAUUCAGAAUCUAUGCUGAGAAUAGAUAUGGAAAGAGUUAUGCAAUUGAUUCAGAGCCUGUUGUGGCUCAGUAUCCAUUCCAGGAGCCUGGACCAUCAGGAACACCAUUUGUGUCUUCAUACACUAAAGAUUACAUGGUGGUUGAGUGGCACAAACCCCCAUCUGAUGGAGGCAGCGCCAUCUUGGGCUACCAUUUGGAGAGGAAAGAGAAGAACAGUAUCCUCUGGACCAAGAUCAACAAAACUCUCAUCCAAGACUGCAGGUUCAAAUCCACUCCUCUUGAGGAAGGCAUUGAGUAUGAGUACAGAGUUUAUGCUGAGAAUAUUGUUGGCAUUGGAAAAUGUAGCAAAGUCUCCGAGGUCUAUGUGGCCCGUGACCCAUGCGAUCCUCCUGGCCGUCCUAAGGCGUUGAUUGUGACCAGGCACUCAGUGACACUGAGGUGGAGUCCCCCAGAGUAUGAUGGUGGAAGCUUAGUUACUGGCUAUGUAGUGGAGAAACGUGACCUCCCUGAAGGAAAGUGGAUGAGGGCCAGCUUUGCAAACAUCCUUGAAUAUGAAUUCACAGUUACUGGCCUGAAAGAAGACAGUAAAUAUGACUUCAGGGUAAUUGCAAGGAAUGCAGCUGGUGCUGUCAGCAAGCCCUCUGAGAGCACAGGAUCCAUCACAGCUAAGGAUGAAGUUGAACCUCCCAAGUGUGAGACAGAUCCUAUGUAUAACCAGACCCUUGUUAUCAAUGCUGGAGAGACGUUCAGUCUGGAGGCCAAUGUAGAAGGAAAGCCCAUCCCCACAAUUCAGUGGUUCAAGGGAGAUGUUGAAGUUGAAAAUUCAGCCAGAGCUGAGAUUAAAAACACAGAUUUUAAGGCUCUGCUCGUUGUGAAGGACGCCAUCAGAGUGGAUGGUGGACAGUACACACUGGUUCUGACUAAUGUGGCUGGAUCUACAACUGUCCCAUUCAGUGUGAAGGUCCUGGACAGACCAGGCCCCUCGCAGGGACCUCUUACUGUCAGCAACGUCACUGAGGAGAAGUGUUCACUGUCAUGGCUGCCACCUAAGCACGAUGGAGGUAGUAGUGUUUCUCACUAUAUCAUCCAGAAGAGAGAAACCAGCCGCCUGGCAUGGACAGUGGUAUCCAGUGACUGUGGAGCUACCAUGUUUAAAGUUACCAAACUGUUGAAGGGUAAUGAGUACAUCUUCCGAGUCAUCGCCAUCAAUAAAUAUGGCGAAGGUGAGCCUCUCGAAUCAGCACCAGUUAUCAUGAGAAAUCCAUUUGUUCCUCCUGGCUCACCUAAAGAGCUUGAGAUCACCAACAUUACCAGGGACUCCAUGACUGUCUGUUGGAACCGCCCUGACACCAAUGGAGGCAGUGAGAUUGUUGGUUACAUUGUUGAAAAGAGAGACAGAGCUGGAGUAAGGUGGACCAAGUCCAACAAACGCAGAGUGACAGACUUGCGUUUCAGAGUAACAGGACUGACCGAGGACCAUGAAUAUGAGUUCAGGGUGUCUGCUGAGAAUGUAGCUGGAGUGGGUCAGCCAAGCCCAGCUACCCCCUACCUCAAAGCCUGUGAUCCCACCUUUGAACCAGGCUGUCCCACCAAUGCCCAUGUGGUCGACACUACCAAAGACUCCAUCACUCUGGCCUGGCACAGGCCUAUUUAUGAUGGUGGUUGUAAUAUUCAAGGCUACGCUGUGGAAAUAACCAAGGCUGAUGAGGAGGAAUGGACGAUAUGCACACCACCAUCUGGAGUAAAUGCCACCAGUUUUACCAUCACUAAGUUGAUUGAACACCAGGAAUACAAAGUGCGCAUCUGUGCCAUAAACAAGCUGGGUGUUGGUGAGCCCACAGAGAUCCAGGGAGUCGUGAAACCUAUUGAUAAGAUUGAUCCUCCAGAGAUGAUUCUGGAUUCAGAGCUCAGGAAGGGAAUAGUUGUCCGUGCAGGAGGCUCAAUGAGAAUCUGCAUUCCAUUCAAAGGCCGUCCUGCUCCUGAGAUUAGCUGGGCCAAAGAGGAUGGAGAAAUGCCUAGUAAGGUUCAGAUCGAGACUGGUGAAGAUUAUACACAGCUCUCCAUUGACAUCUGUGACAAGUAUGAUGCUGGAAAAUAUAUCCUCAACUUGGAAAAUAGCGCUGGCACCAAAUCAGCCUUUGUCUCUGUCAGAGUUCUUGACACUCCAGGUGCCCCUUUGAACCUUAUAGUAAAAGACAUUAAGAGGGAAAGUGUCACUCUGACCUGGGAACCUCCUCUUAUUGAUGGUGGUGCAAGAAUAAAGAAUUACCUGGUUGAAAAGCGUGAGUCCACCAGGAAGGUUUACUCUAAUGUGGACAACAAGUGCACAAAGACAAGUUACCGCAUUACUGGCCUCACUGAGGGAACUAUCUACUAUUUCAGAGUCUUAGCUGAGAAUGAAUUUGGUGUGGGACAGCCAGCUGAGACAGAAGACGCAAUUAAGGCUUCUGAGCCUCCUCUGUCUGUUGGUAAGGUCACUUUGACCGAAGUGACCAAAACCACUGCCUCACUCUCCUGGGAGAAGCCAAUACACGAUGGAGGCAGCAGGAUCAUAGGCUACCACAUUGAGAUGCAGCCUGUGGGUUCAGAGGAAUGGGUGGUGGCCACUACAACCAAAACCUGUGAGGGCACUGUCACAGGUCUAAGCACAGGACAUGAGUACCUUUUUAGAGUGUCAGCUUUCAAUGAAAAGGGUAAAAGUGACCCCAGGGCUCUGGCUGCACCAGUCACUGCUAAAGAUUUGACUAUGGAGCCUAGAUUCAAGAUGUCAUUCAACACUUACAGUUUGCAGCAUGGUGAGGAUCUGAAGAUUGAGAUUCCAGUCUUUGGACGCCCAGUUCCCAAGGUUGAAUGGAAGAAGGAUGGACAGGCUCUUAAGGAGACUACCAGAUUAAAUGUGUCCAGGACACCAUCAUCCACUAAGCUGUUUAUCAAGGAUACCUAUAAGGAGGACUCUGGCAAAUACACCAUCACAGCCACCAGCACCAUUGGAACAGCUACAGAGGAGCUUACUGUUAUUAUUCUUGAUAAGCCUGGCCCACCCACUGGUCCUGUGAAGAUUGAGGAAGUGAGCUCUAAUUAUGUCACUCUAUCCUGGGAACCACCAGAGUAUACUGGAGGCUGUCAAAUCAACAACUACAUUGUGGAGAAGAGAGACACCACUACAACAGCAUGGCAGAUUGUGUCUGCUACUAUUGCCAGGACAACCAUCAAAGUCAGCAAGUUGAAGACUGGAGUUGAAUAUCAGUUCAGAGUGUCUGCGGAGAAUAGAUAUGGAAAGAGUUCUGCUAUUGUGUCUCCUGCUGUCAUUGCUCAGUAUCCAUUCAGUGAGCCUGCUGCCCCAGGAACACCAAUUAUUUCUGCUACAACCAAGGAUAACAUGGUAGUUGAGUGGAAACCUCCCACCAACAAUGGAGGCAGCCCCAUCCUGGGCUAUCAUCUGGAAAGGAAGGAGAAGAACAGCCUCAUGUGGACUAAACUCAACAAACUUCUAAUCCCAGAGGCACGUUUCAAGACCACAGAGCUGGAAGAAGGUAUUGAGUAUGAAUUCAGAGUUUAUGCUGAGAACAUUGCUGGAAUCAGCCCAGCUAGCAAGGUCUCUGAGAGCACAGUAGCCAGGGACCCCUGUGACCCACCAGGGACUCCUGAGGCUAUUGAAAUCACCAGAAACCAUGUGACCCUCCAGUGGACCAGGCCCGAGUAUGAUGGAGGCAGUACAAUCACUGGUUACAUGAUUGAGAUAAGGAAGCACCCAGAUACCCGAUGGAUGAAGGCCAGCUUCACCAACGUCAUUGAUACUCAGUUCACAGUCACUGGUCUGACUGAGGAUUGUGUUUAUGAGUUCAGAAUCAUUGCCAGGAAUGCAGCUGGCAUCUCCAGCCGUCCUUCUCAGAGCACAGGAGAAAUUACUGCCAGAGAUGAAAUUGAGGCUCCAGAAGCCACCAUGGAUUCUAAAUUCAAGGAUCUGACUGUUGUUCAUGCAGGUGAGACAUUUGUCAUUGAUGCUGACUACACUGGCAAGCCAAUGCCUGAGGUCAUUUGGUUGAAGGAUGAAAAGGAGAUUGACAAAGCCACACAAAGAAUGGAGGUCAAGACCACACUUACACGUACCAUCUUGACAGUGAAAGACUGCAUCAGAUUGGAUGGUGGCCACUUUGUCCUCAAACUCGUCAAUGUGGGGGGAGUCAAGAUGAUCCCAAUUAAUGUUAAAGUUCUGGAUAGACCUGGUCCUCCAGAUGGCCCACUAGAGGUCAAAGGGGUCACAGCUGAGAAGUGUUAUCUGCAUUGGAACCAUCCCUCACAUGAUGGUGGAGCCGGCAUCUCUCACUACAUCAUUGAGAGGAGAGAGACCAGUCGCUUGUCAUGGACAAUGGUGGAGCCCAAGAUCCAGGCUAUCAGCUACAAAAUCACAAAACUGCUGCCUGGCAAUGAAUACAUCUUCAGAGUCACUGCUGUGAAUAAAUAUGGUGUUGGUGAGCCACUGGAAUCUGAGCCUGUAAUUGCUCGUAACCCCUUCACCCCUCCCAGUGCCCCCUCCACCCCAGAGGCCGGUGUUAUCACCAGGAACUCCAUUGUGCUCACCUGGGAGAGGCCAGAGGAUAAUGGAGGAGCUGAGAUUGACGGAUAUAUCCUUGAAAAACGUGAUAAGGAUGGCAUCAGAUGGAGUAAGUGCAACAAAAAGAGGCUGAAUGACCUGAGAUUCAGAUGCACUGGUCUCACAGAGGGCCACUCUUAUGAAUUCAGGGUCUCAGCUGAAAAUGCUGGUGGUGUGGGAAAGCCUAGCGCACCAACUCAAUAUAUUAAGGCCUGUGAUGCCACUUACCCACCAGGACCUCCAAAUAACCCCAAAGUCACUGACCAUUCCAGCACCACAGUCUCCCUGUCCUGGUCCAGGCCUAUCUAUGAUGGCGGAGCAGUGAUCAGUGGAUAUGUUGUUGAAAUGAAGGAGGCAGCAGAUGAUGAGUGGGUAACUUGCACACCACCCACUGGUGUCCAGGCAACUCACUACACUGUAAAGAAACUGAAGGAGAAUGCAGAGUACAACUUCCGCAUCUGUGCUGUUAACUGUGAGGGAGUGGGUGAGCAUGUGGACCUGCCUGGGUCUGUUAUUGCUGCUGAGAAGCUGGAGGCUCCUGAAAUUGAACUAGAUGCUGAUCUGAGAAAGAUGGUCAAUGUUCGUGCCACUGCUACCCUGCGUCUGUUUGUCACAAUCAGAGGAAAUCCUGAGCCUGAGGUCAGAUGGUCAAAGGCAGAUGGCACUCUCAAUGAGCGUGCCCAAAUUGAAGUUACAAGCUCAUACACAAUGUUGGUGAUCGAGAAUGUUGACAGAUUCGACACUGGCAAAUAUGUGCUGACCCUUGAGAACCUCAGUGGCUCUAAAUCAGCCUUCAUCAACGUCAGAGUUCUGGACUCCCCCAGCGCUCCUACCAACCUAGAGGUUAAGGAUGUGAAGAGAAGUUCUGUCUCUAUCUCUUGGGAGCCUCCGCUUAUUGAUGGUGGGGCGAAGAUAUCACAUUAUAUUGUGGAAAAGAGAGAGCAGAAGAGAAUGGCUUUCACUAGUGUUUGUACCAACUGUGUGAGGAACUCUUACAUUAUCUCUGACCUGCAGGAGGGAGGCAUGUACUAUUUCCGUGUGCUGGCUGUGAAUGAGCUGGGAGUAGGUCUUCCUGCCACCACAGAUCAAGUCAAAGUUUCUGAGGCUCCUUUGCCUCCUGGUAAGAUUGUAGUGGUUGAUGUGACUCGUCACACUGUCACUCUUUCCUGGGAGAAACCUGACCAUGAUGGAGGCAGCAAGAUCACAAAGUACAUUGUGGAAAUGCAGCCCAAGGGAGAUGACAAAUGGACUGUGUGCAGUGAGGUCAAAGCAUUGGAAGCUACUAUUGAUGGACUCACAACUGGAGAGGAAUACUCAUUUAGGGUGAUUGCUGUGAAUGAUAAGGGCAAGAGUGAUGCCAAGCCUCUAGCUUCCCCUGUAGUGGUGAAGGACAUAACAGUUGAGCCCAUUAUCAAUCUGCUGUUCAACACAUACAGUGUAAAAGCAGGAGAUGACCUGAAGAUUGAUAUUCCCUUCAAAGGCAGACCUCAGCCUGAGGUAGAGUGGAAGAAGGAUGGCCAUGUGCUAAAGCAGACUACCAGGGUCAAUGUUCUCAAUUCCAAGACCUCAUCAAUGGUUUUCAUCAAGGAUGCAACCAGGGAAGAUGUAGGAAAAUAUGAAAUUAUUCUGACUAACACAGUUGGCACCAAGACAGCUGAGAUCUCUGUUAUAGUCCUGGACAAACCUGGCCCACCCAGCAACAUCAAGGUGGAUGAAGUGAGCGCUGACUUCAUCUCUCUGUCUUGGGACCCUCCAACCUAUGAUGGUGGAUGCCAGAUAAACAACUAUGUGGUGGAGAAGAGAGACACUACUACAACCACAUGGCACAUUGUCUCAGCCACAGUCGCCAGAUCAUCAAUUAAGGUGUCUCGUCUUAAUCAGGGAACAGAGUACCAGUUCCGUAUUGCAGCUGAGAACCGUUAUGGCAAGAGUCAUGCUAUUGACUCUUCACCCAUUGUUGCUCAGUAUCCCUUCGAGCCUCCAAGCGCCCCAACCAACCUCCAGGUUGCCCAUGCCACCAAGUCUGGAAUGCUCGUGGAGUGGGGAAAACCAGCCAGUGAUGGUGGAAGCCCUGUGAUAGGUUAUCAUAUUGAGUGCAAGGAGCAAAGCAGCAUCCUAUGGACCAAAGUCAACAGAGGUCUUCUGGCUGAGAACCAUUUUAAGAUGACAGGUAUUGAAGAAGGCCUGCUAUAUCAGUUCAGAGUCUAUGCUGAGAAUAUGGCUGGCAUUGGACCAUGCACUAAGGCCAGUGACCCUGUUGCAGCAAGGGAUCCAUGUGAUCCUCCACGUAACAUUAGAGUCACCAACAUUACAAGGACAUCAGUUUCCCUCUUCUGGGAGAGGCCAGAGUAUGAUGGUGGAGCCAAGGUCACAGGCUACAUUGUUGAACGUAAAGAACUUCCCAAUGGCCGCUGGCUGAAAUGCAACUUCACCAACCUGCAGGACACCUACUUUGAUGUCACAGGCCUCACAGAGGAUGUCCAAUAUGAUUUCCAUGUCAUCGCUAAGAAUUCUGCUGAGCUGUUGAGUGUUCCUUCAGAGAGCACUGGACCUGUCACAGUCAAAGAUGAUGUAGACCCCCCCACUAUUAUCCUAGAGGAUAAGUUGAGACAGCUGGUUGUCAUUAAAGCAGGAGACAUCAUUAGAAUUGAUGCUGAAAUCACAGGCCGUCCACUGCCCGUGGUCUCAUGGUCUAAGGACGGAAAGGAUAUUGAGGCCAAGGCCAGGUGUGAAAUAAUUUCCACCCACUUCACAACCACACUGAUUGUCAGAGAUGCUAUCAGGAGGGACUCUGGCCAGUAUGUUCUGACCCUGCACAAUGUAGCAGGAACCAGGUCUGUGGCUAUCAACUGUAAGGUUCUGGACAGGCCUGGACCUGCUUCAGGACCUUUGGCAGUGUCUGGCCUCACAGCAGAGAAAUGCACCAUAACCUGGGGACCCCCUCAGGAGAAUGGUGGUGCUGAAAUCAUGCACUACAUUGUGGAGAAGCGUGAGACCAGUCGCCUAGCCUGGACUCUUGUCUAUGGUGACAUGAAGGCCACCACCUGUAAAGUCACAAAGCUGCUCAAAGGAAAUGAAUACAUCUUCAGAGUCAGGGGAGUCAACAAAUAUGGGGAUGGUGAGGCCCUGGAGAGUGAGCCAACAACGGCCACAGAUCCAUUCACUGUCCCUGCUGCUCCGACCAAUGUCCAGGUCACAGCAGUUACAAGUGAGGCAAUGACCAUCUGUUGGGAGAGACCAGUUUCUGAUGGUGGCAGCAGUAUUGCUAGUUAUGUAAUUGAAAAGAGAGAGAAGACCGGCCUUCGCUGGUGUCGUGUAAACAAGAAACCUGUUUAUGACCUCAGAGUCAAAGCCUCACACCUUCGUGAGGGUGCUGAAUAUGAGUACAGAGUGUUUGCAGAGAAUGCUGCUGGCCUCAGUGCUCCUAGCAUUCCCUGCCCACUCACCAAGGCUGAAGAUCCACAGUUCCUGCCUUCACCUCCUGCUAAGCCGAAGAUCAUCGACUCUACAAAGACCACAGUCACCCUCUCAUGGAAUAAACCACUCUUUGAUGGUGGAGCACCUGUGACUGGUUACAGAGUAGAAUACAGAAAGGUCUUAGAUGAUGAAUGGAUUGUUGGGGUCCAUAACACCAAGAACACAGAGUUUACAGUGGUGGGAUUGACCCCUGGGGCUGAAUAUGUGUUUGUUAUCAAGUCUAUCAACAAGAUUGGAGUUAGUGAGCCUAGUGCUGAGUCAGACAAUCAGGUGGCCAAAGAAAGAGAGGAGGAGCCAGUGUUUGACAUUAGCAAUGAAAUGAGGAAAACUCUUAUUGUGAAAGAUGGUAGUUCAUUCACCAUGACUGUGCCCUUCAGAGGCAAACCCAUCCCCAGUGUGGCGUGGACAAAGCCUGAUGUUGACUUAAGAGUCCGUGCUGUCAUUGACACCACAGACACCUUCACUUCCAUCACCUUAGAGAAAGCCAACCGCGAUGACUCUGGCAAAUACACUGUCACUUUGUCCAGUGUGGCUGGAACCUCAUCCUUGACCCUCAAUGUCAGAGUCCUAGACUCCCCCGGGCCUCCUGCCCAUGUGGACGUUAAGGAAGUGACCAAGACUUCUGCUACUGUGCACUGGGACACUCCUGAGAAUGAGGGCGGAGGACCAGUGAAGAACUACUUGGUUGAUAUCCGUGAAGCCAGCAAGAAAGGUUGGACCAGGUUGACUGACACAUGCCACAGACUGACAUACAAGGUGUCAGACCUUCAAGAGGGAGGAGUUUACUACUUCAGGGUGACAGGCGAGAAUGAGUAUGGUAUUGGUGUUCCUGCUGAGACCAAGGAUGGAACCAAGAUCACAGAAAAACCAAGCCCACCACCCAAGUUGGGUGUGACUGAUGUGACCAAGGAGAGUGUGUCCCUGGCCUGGGCCAAACCAGAACAAGAUGGCGGCAGCAGAAUUACUGGCUACCUGGUGGAAGCUUUGGAGAAAGGCCAGGAGAAGUGGGUCAAGUGUGGUGUAACCAAGUCCAUCCACUUUACAGUGUCUGGUCUAAGGGAGAAUGCUGAGUACUUCUUCAGAGUCAGAGCUGAGAACCAUGCUGGAUAUAGUGACAUUAAGGAAAUGGUCAACCCUGUGUUGGUCAAAGACCAGCUUGAAUCUCCUGAGAUCAACAUGAAGGGUUUCCCCCACAACACAGUAUAUGUCAGAGCUGGCUCUACCCUGAAGUGUGAGAUCCCACUUACAGGCCGGCCAUUGCCUAAGGUGUCCCUGUCCAAGGAUAAUGUGUUGCUCAAGUCAACAAUGAGGUUCAACUCUGAAGUCACUCCUGACAGUAUCAAGAUCACUUUGCGUGAGAGCAUCGCUAAAGACUCAGGACGCUACGAUAUCACUGCCUCCAACUCUAGUGGCACCACAAAGUCAUUUUUAAAUAUUGUGGUUCUGGACUGCCCCAGCGUUCCUCAAGGACCUGUGGAGCUGUAUGACAUCACAGAGGACAGUGUCAGCCUGAAGUGGCUCCCACCAGCAUACGAUGGUGGCAGCCCCAUCACCAACUACAUCGUCCAGAAGAGAGAGACAACCACAGCCAACUGGAUGGAUGUCUCCUCUGCUGUGGCCCGCUGUACAAUGAAGAUCAUGAAGCUGACCACUGGCCUGGAGUACCAGUUCAGAAUCAGAGCUGAGAACAGAUAUGGAAUCAGUGAGCAUAUUGACUCACCAACUGUCACUGUUAGCCUUCCUUACACUAUCCCCGAUGAGCCAGCAGCUCCAGAGAUCACUGCUGUAACCAGGGAAACCAUUACUGUUGCAUGGAAGGAGCCCAAGUCAGAUGGUGGCAGCCAUGUGUUUGGCUACCAUCUCCAGAUGAAAGACAGGAAUAGCAUUCUGUGGCAGAGAGUCAACAAAAUGGUGAUCCGUGCUACACACUUUAAGGUCACCAACAUCAACGCUGGACUUAUUUAUGAGUUCAAGGUGGCAGCAGAGAACGCUGCAGGAAUCAGUGCCUUCAGCAAGGUUUCUGAUGCAGUGCUGGCUAUUGACGCCUGUGAGCCACCCAUUAACUUGCGCAUCAGUGACAUCACCAAGAACUCCAUUAGCCUGGCCUGGCAGAAGCCCAACUUUGAUGGUGGAUCCCCGAUCGUAGGCUAUAUGAUUGAAAAGAGAGAGGGUGACAGUGGCAAGUGGUCCAAGGCUAACCUCACCAACAUCACCGACACCCGCUUCACUGUGACUGGCCUGACCCAGGAUGAGACAUAUGAGUUCAGAGUAAUGGCCAAGAAUGCUGUUGGCUCAGUGAGCAACCCAUCCGUGACCGCUGGACCAGCCACAUGUGUAGACACCUAUGGUGCCCCAGAGAUUGAAAUCCCUCAGGAGUAUCUCAACGAGGUCAAGCACAAGGCUGGUUCCAAUGUGGAACUCAAGUUUAACAUCACUGCCAAACCUGCUCCCACUAUUGAGUGGUUCAAGGAUGGAAAAGAGCUGAAGACCAGUGGCCAGCUGUCCUUCAAACACACAUUUGAGUCCACCAGUUUGUUCCUGAGGGAAACCACGCGUCUGAACUCUGGAACCUAUGAAGUGAAGGUGAAGAACUCCCUGGGAUCGACCUGUGGCAUUGUCAGACUGCUCAUCCAAGACAAACCAGGCCCCCCUGCUGGAGAAAUUCAGUUUAAGAAGGUGACGGCUGACAACAUCACCAUCAUGUGGUCACCGCCCGCUGAUGAGGGUGGCGCCAUGGUAACCCAUUAUAUUGUGGAAAAGAGAGAGACCAGCAGGGUCAUGUGGUCCAUUGUCUCAGAGAAACUGGUUGAUUGCAUCGUUAACGUGCCCAGACUCAUCCAGGGCAAUGAGUACAUCUUCAGAGUGCGUGGCAUCAACAAGUAUGGCAUCGGAGACCCACUGGAGUCUGAGCCCAUCAUUGCCAAGAAUGCUUUUGUUCCUCCCAGUGAGCCAUCCAAGCCUCAAGUCGCCAUGAUCACCAAGUCCACCAUGACAGUGAUCUGGGAAAGACCAGCACUGGAUGGAGGUAGUGACAUUGACGGCUACUACCUGGAGAAGAGGGAGAAGAAAAGUCUACAGUGGUUCAAGGUGGUGAAGGGCACUAUCAGAGACACCAGACAGAAAGUCACCAACCUUGUAGAGAACAAUGAAUACCAGUACAGAGUCUGUGCCGUCAACAAGGCUGGAGCAGGAAACUACUCUGAAGCCUCUGAUCUCUUCAAAGCCUACGACCCUAUUGAUCUGCCUGGUGAGCCAUCCAAACUGCAUGUGGUUGACUCCUCAAAGACCUCAAUCACCCUCAGCUGGGAGAAGCCCGUCUAUGAUGGUGGCAGUGAGAUCACACACUACAUUUUGGACCAGAUGAACUCAGAGGAAAGAGAAUGGGUGACCAUCAACCCGGAGGUCAAAACCUGCGAGUAUGUGGUGUCAUACCUCAAACCUGGAAAUUACUACUUCUUCAGAGUCUUUGCUGUCAACUGCAAGGGCAAAGGAGAAGACAUCAAAAUGUACCAGCCAGUGCAAGCCAAAGAUAUCUUGGAGGAGGCUGAUUUGGACUUGGACGUUCCCAUGACGACCCAGUACACAGCCAGGGCUGGCCGUGAUGUGGAGGUGUUUAUUCCCCUGAAGGGGCGCCCCACACCCAAUGUCACCUGGCGCCGUGGCGACCGUAACAUAGCCGGUGACAACCGCUACACAAUCACCAGUAAUGAGCGUGCCACCACUCUCCUCAUCCCCAAGGUCACCCGUGAUGACUGUGGCAAAUACUUGCUGGAGAUUGAGAAUGGUGUAGGAGAACCCAAGAUUAUCACAGUUUCCUUGAAGGUUCUGGACAGUCCUUCUACCUGCCAGAAACUCAUGAUCAAGAAUGUGACAAGAGGAAAGUUGACACUCAGCUGGGAGGCUCCUCUCAUUGAAGGUGGUUCCCCUGUUACUAAAUACAUUGUUGAGAAAAAGGCCUCCACCAUGAAAGCUUACCAAGUGAUUUCUGAUGAGUGUGUCAACACAACUUACAAGGUAUCAGGCCUGGAGGAGAAUGUGGCUUACUUCUUCCGUGUAUCUGCUGAAAACGAGUAUGGUGUGGGCGACACCUGUGAGACCAGUGAGCCUGUCAGAGCCACGGAGACUCCUGGAGCUGUUAAAAACCUGGUGAUGGUUGACUCCACAAAGACCUCUGUUACUCUGCAGUGGACCAGACCUGACCAUGAUGGUGGCAGCCACAUCUCUGACUACAUAAUUGAAAAGAGAACCACGGAAGAACAAACCUGGACUUUGGGUGCAACAUGCAAAAGGUGCAGUUGUGAGGUAACAGGACUCAAGGAGAACACUGAAGUGGAAUUCAGAGUGUUCGCCAAGAAUGAGAAAGGCAACAGUGACUUCUCUCAGAUUGGUCCAAUUACAGUGAUGGACUUCAUCAUUCCACCUGAGGCAAGCCUCAGUGACUACCCCAGUGGAGAGCUGGCUGUUCGUAUUGGUCAGAACAUCCACAUUGAGCUGCCCUUCAAAGGUAAACCAAGGCCUGCAAUCAGCUGGCUAAAGGACAACUUGCCUUUGAAGGAGAGUGAGAAGAUUCGCUUCAGGACCACUGACAACAAGACAGCAGUCACAGUCAGAGGAGCCAUGAAGGAGCAUGCCGGGCAGUACACCUUGGUUCUGGACAAUAGAGUCAUCAAGAACUACUUUGACAUUAAUGUUGUGACUCUGGGAGCCCCCUCUGUGCCUGUUGGUCCCAUCCGCUUUGAUGAGAUUAAAGCCCAGAGUAUUAUCAUCUCCUGGGAUGAGCCCAAGGAGAAUGGAGGUGGUGAGAUCACCUGCUACAGCGUAGAGAAGCGUGAGACCUCCCACGCCAACUGGAAGAUGGUCUGCUCCAGUGUUGUCAGGACCACCUUUAAGAUUCCCAACCUAGUAAUGGGAUCAGAGUACCAGUUCAGAGUCCGUGCAGAGAACAAGUACGGAGUCAGUGAAGCACUCAACUCUUCUGACAUUGUUGCCCAACACCAGUUCAAACCUCCAGGCUCUCCAGGAAAGCCUGUGGCCUACAACAUCACCAGCGAUGGUAUGACCAUCAAGUGGGAGGCUCCAGACUUUGAUGGAGGAUCUCCCAUUCUGGGCUACCAUGUAGAAAAGAAGGACAGGAACAGUCUCCUGUGGCAGAAAGUGAACACCAUCAUCAUCUCCAACAGAGAAUACAGGAUCAUUGGUCUUAUUGAGGGUCUGGAGUACUCCUUCAGAGUCUAUGCUGAGAACAACGCUGGACUUAGCCAUGUUAGCGAACAGAGCAAGCAUGUUCUCGCUAUCUCCCCUGUUGACCCACCUGGCAACCCUGUCUGCAUUGAUGUGACCAGAGACUCCGUCACCUUAAAAUGGGACAUCCCCAAGAGGGAUGGAGGCAGCAAGAUUGUGGCCUAUAGCAUUGAGAGGCGCCAAGGCAGAGGCAAAUGGCUGCGGUGCAAUUUCACUGAUGUCAGCGAGACCCAGUUUACUGUGACUGGUCUGUCCCCUGGAGACAGAUUUGAGUUCAGGGUCAUCGCUAGGAAUGCUGUGGGCACAGUCAGUCCACCAUCUAAUUCCUCUGGAUACAUUAUGACUAAGGAUGAGAGCAUUGCUCCUGAGAUCGAGUGGUCUCCAGACCAGGUCCUCUCCCUGAGGGCCGGAGAGAACGUCAAGCUCAACUGCAAAAUUACCGGACGUCCCGUCCCCCAGGUUGUUUGGUACAAGGAUGGCAAAGAGAUUGACAAGAGGACCAUGAUUGACAUUGAGAUUACCACUGGCAUUGGCACUAGCAGUGUGUUUAUCCGUGAUGCCGACAGGAACCACCGCGGCAUCUACACGGUUGAGGCAAGGAACAGCUCUGGUGCCACGAAAGCUGAUGCCAAUGUUAGAGUACAAGAUACCCCCGGGCCUGUUGAAGGUCCCAUUCGUUUCACCGGCAUCACAGCUGAGAAGUGCACCGUGUGGUGGAACCCUCCUGAAAAUGAUGGCUGUUCUGCCAUCACCCACUAUGUUGUGGAGAAGAGGGAGACAUCCAGGAUUUCCUGGGCCAUGGUCAACUCCAAGUGCGAAGCCUGCUCUUUCAACGCCACCAACCUUAUCAAGGGCAAUGAGUACCAGUUCAGAAUCUCUGCUGUCAACAAGUUUGGAGUUGGCAAACCCCUGGACUCCAUUCCUAUCAUUGCACAGAUGCAAUACACUGUGCCUGAUGCCCCUGGUACCCCCGAUGCCACCCAUGUGACUGGAAACAGCAUCACCCUGUGCUGGACCAGGCCAAGGUCAGAUGGAGGCAACGAGAUCAAACAUUACAUCCUGGAGAGAAGAGAGAAGAAGAGUCUGCGCUGGUUGAAGGUUUCUGCUAAGAGGCCCAUCACAGAGCUGAGGCACCGUGUCACCAAGCUCACUGAGGGCUAUGAGUACGAGUUCCGCGUCAUGGCUGAAAAUGGUGCUGGUGUUGGACCGGCCAGCAGCACCUCCAGGCUCUUCAAAUGCAGAGAGCCAACCAGUUCUCCCAGUGCCCCCUCAAUGAUCAAGGUGAUUGACUCUACCAAAUCUUCAAUCACCUUGGAAUGGACCAAGCCAGUCUUCGAUGGUGGCAUGGAGAUCAUUGGCUACAAUAUUGACAUGUGCAAGGCCAGCCUCGAAGAGUGGCACAGAGUUAACAGCCAGAUUUGCAUCCACAGCAGAUACACUGCCAAGGGCCUGGUGCCUGGAGAGCUCUACAAGUUCAGGGUUAGCGCAGUGAAUGGAUCUGGUGAGGGUGAGGCCUCUGUAAUGCCUAAUGCUGUCCAGGCUCUGGACAGACUUACAUCUCCUGAGAUCGACAUUGAUGCCAACUUCAAGCAGACUCACAUCGUGAAGAACGGUGGCACUGUUACCCUCCACAUUGCCUUCCGCGGCAAACCAGCUCCUCUUGCCACCUGGACGAAGGUAGACAGUGAGCUACCUGUCAUGGCCGACGUCAACACCACAGAUUCCUUCUCUACUCUGACCAUCGAGAACUGCACACGGUAUGAGGCCGGUAAAUACACCCUUUCCCUGGAGAACAACAGUGGGCACAAGUCCAUCACAUUCACCGUCAAAGUGCUGGACACGCCUGGACCUCCAGGAGCCAUCACCUUCAAAGAUGUUACCCGUGGAGCCUUGACAAUGAUGUGGGAUGCACCCACCAAUGAUGGCGGAUCACGAAUCCAACACUACAUCUUGGACAAACGCGAGGCCAGCCGCCUGGCCUGGCAGGAGGUCAGCACCAAGUGCUCUCGCCAGAUGAUCAGAAUAACUGGUCUGGAAAUUGGUAUGCCAUAUCUGUUCAGAGUGAUUGCUGUUAACCAGUAUGGCCAGGGAGAGCCUCACGAGAUGACGGAGCCCAUCAUUGCCACAGAAGAACCCGCACCACCAAAGAGACUAGAUGUUGUCGACACCACCAACUCCACAGCCUCCCUGGUGUGGUUGAAGCCUGAGCAUGAUGGAGGCAGCCGCAUCAGAGGCUACAUUGUUGAAUUCAGAGCCAAAGGCACCGACUGCUGGAUUGUCAGCGGAGAAACCAAGUCUCAAAAGAUGGUGGUGGAGGGUCUGAUCAUGAACACAGAGUACGACUUCAGAGUCAAGGCCAAGAAUGAUGCUGGAAUCAGUGAGCCACAGGGCACCUUCAGCUCUGUGGUCAUCAGGGAGCCUCGCAUUGAGCCCACGGCCGACCUCAGCAACAUCACCAACCAGCUCAUCACCUGCAAGAUCUCAAACACCUUCACCAUUGAUAUCCCCAUCAGUGGCAGGCCUGCUCCCAAAGUCACCUGGAAGUUGGAGGAGAUGAAGCUGAAGGAGAGUGACAGAGUCUCCAUCAAGACCACGAAGGAGAGAACCACUCUAGUGGUGAAAGACAGCAAGAGAAGUGACAGCGGCAAGUACUACCUGACCCUGGAGAAUGCUGCUGGGGUGAAGACAUUCACAGUGAGUGUGGUUGUGGUAGGUAGACCAAGCCCUCCCACUGGCCCUGUGGAAAUUUCUGGAGUCUCUUCAGAGUCCUGCACCCUGUCCUGGUCUGAGCCAGCUGAUGACGGCGGCACUGACAUCACCAACUACAUUGUGGAAAAACGAGAGUCUGGCACUGCCUCCUGGCAAGUAGUCAACUCCAGUGUGAAGAGAACCACCAUCAAAGUUACCCAUCUUACCAAGUAUAUGGAGUACACCUUCAGAGUGUGUGCUGAAAACAAGUUUGGUGUCAGCAAGUCUAUCGAGUCCACUCCUGUUGUCAUUGAACAUCCGUUUGUUCCUCCAAGUCCUGUGACUCGCCCAGACGUGGUAUCCGUGUCCGCUAGCGCCAUCAGCAUCAAAUGGGACGUGCCAUAUGCCGAUGGUGGCAGCAAGGUGACAGGCUACUGGAUUGAGAAGAAGGAGAGGAACACGAUCCUGUGGGUGAGGGAGAACAAGCUGCCCUGCCUGGAGUGCCACUACAAGGUGUCCAGCCUGAUCGAGGGCCUGGAGUACCAGUUCAGAGUGUACGCCAUGAACCUCGCUGGACUCAGCAAGGCCAGCGAAGCCUCUAGACCCGUGCUGGCGCUCAACCCUGUUGAUCCUCCUGGUAAACCUGAGGUGACAGACAUCACCCGCUCCUCUGUGUCCUUGUGCUGGACUGUGCCUUUCAACGACGGCGGCAGCAAGAUUGUCGGUUAUGUUGUGGAAAGGAAAGUCUACAGUGCUGAUGAGUGGGAUGACAACCGCUGGCUGAAGUGCAACUACACCACAAUAUCAGAGAACUACUUCACCGUCACCAACCUGGGAGAAGGAGACACCUUAGAGUACCGUGUCAUCGCCAAGAAUGCUGCUGGUGUUCAUAGUACACCAUCCGAGACCACUGGACCAGUCACAUGCAAAGAUGAAUACACUCCUCCCAAAGCAGAAUUGGACAGCAAACUGACAACCGAGGUUGUCAUUGUCACUGCUGGCUCUGACCUCGUCCUGGAUGGUGCUGUGGGUGGUAAACCUGAGCCCACGGUGUACUGGUCGAAGGGUGAGAAGAUUCUGGAACUCGGAGAGAAAUACUCACUGACCUUCACCGCUACCAGAGCCAUGGUUGUCAUCAAGAACUGCGACAGAUACGACACAGGCAGAUACAUCCUGACAGUCAAGAAUGCCAGCGGAGUCAAGACAGCCUCCGUGAAUGUUAAAGUUCUGGACACUCCUGGGGCACCGGCUGAUAAGAUCAUGAUCAGCAGAGUGACGGAGGAGAAGUGUACCGUGUCCUGGAAGAUCCCUCUGGAGGACGGUGGAGACAUCGUCUCCCACUACAUUGUGGAGCGCCGUGAGACCAGCCGCCUCAACUGGGUCAUCAUGGAGACCGAGUGCAAGACGCUGUCAUGUGUCAGCACCAGGCUGAUCAAGAACAACGAGUACAUCUUCAGAGUCCGAGGAGUCAACAAGUUUGGACCCGGAGUUCCUCUGGAGUCUGACCCUGUCAUUGCCAGAAAUGCCUACACAUUCCCAUCCCAGCCGGGCACACCAGAGGCCACAGCAGUGGGUAAGGAACACGUCAUCAUUGAGUGGCUGAAGCCCGAGAGCGACGGAGGCAGUGAAAUCCAAAACUACAUCGUAGACAAACGAGAGAAGAGCAGCACCAGGUGGACUCGGGUGAAUAGGACCUAUACCAUCUAUGACACCCGUCUGAAGAUCACGGGUCUGCUGGAGGGAAGUGAAUACCAGUUCAGAGUGACAGCUGUCAAUAGAGCUGGAGACAGCCAGCCGAGCGACGCCUCACCAUACAUCCUCUGCAAAGACCCCACAUACACCCCAGCUCCUCCAUCGAUACCUCACAUCACAGACACCACUAAGCACAGCAUCAGCAUGACCUGGACCAGGCCUAUGUAUGAUGGCGGCUCAGAUGUCACUGGCUACGUUGUGGAUAUCCUGGAGGAGGGCACCGAGCAGUGGUACCGAGCCACCUCCAAGGCUCUCAAGACCAACGAGUAUGUGGCCGCUGGCCUGACAGCCAAUAAGAAGUACCGAUUCAGGGUGGCCGCUAUCAACAAUAAUGGGACUGGAGAGUUCAGUGAACCAAGCGCUGAAUUCGAGCCGCUGGAGAGAAUUGAAAUUCCUGACCUGGAACUGGCUGAUGACCUAAAGAAGACUGUGUGUCUGCGUGCUGGAGGAACCCUGCGGCUGUUCGUGUCUGUCACCGGCCGACCACUACCUGUGGUGACCUGGAGGAAGAAAGGUGUGGAGCUGCAGAGCCGUGGCUAUAUUGAGACCACCGACAGCUACACCUUGCUGAUGGUUGAGAAGGUUGACCGCUACGAUUCUGGAAAAUACGUUGUGGAGGCAGAGAACCCGUCAGGCAAGAAGACUGCCACCAUCCUGGUUAAAGUCUACGACACUCCUGGUCCUCCAGGUUCUGUGAAGGUGAAAGACUACACCAAGGAGUCUGUUGUCAUCACCUGGGAUGUCCCAAGUGUUGAUGGUGGUGCUCAUGUCAGCAACUACAUCGUAGAGAAGCGCGAAGCCAACAUGAAGUCAUACAAAACUGUCACAACUGAGUGCAGGAAGACUCUGUUCAGGAUCACUGGUCUGGAGGAGGGCAUGCACUACUUCUUCAGAGUCCUGCCAGAGAACAUUUACGGUGUUGGCGAGCCCUGUGAGACAUCUGAGGCCGUGCUGGUGUGCGAGGUGCCAUCAGUGCCAAUGAGCCUUCGGAUCGUUGAUGUCACCAAGUCCUCGGUCACACUGCACUGGGAAAAGCCAUUGUACGAUGGCGGCAGUAGGCUUAAUGGCUAUGUCAUAGAGGCCUGCAAGGUGGGUACAGACAGGUGGAGCACCGUGGCCACUGUCAAGGCCUCUGUUUCCCAGCACACUAUCGAGUCCUUGGCAGAGAAAGACCAGUACCUGUUCAGGAUCCGAGCCACCAACAGCAGGGGAGCCAGUGAGCCCAUGGACACCGUCACUCCUGUCACCAUUCAGGAGAUCACAGUGAUGCCCAAGAUCGACAUUACCAGCAUCCCUCAGAAGAUCAUCCAUGUGCACCGUGGCAAACCCAUCGACCUCAACAUCCCCAUCAAGGCUCGACCACAGCCUGUCUGCUCUUGGUUCUUUGGCGGCGUCAAGCUGAAAGACAGCUUGGACCGCAUCAAGAUUGACAGCAAUGGCAAAUACACCCAUCUUGUCAUCCGUGAGACCACCAUCAAUGACACAGGAGACUACACGCUGGAGGUGAAGAACGCAAUUGGCACAGCAACCGAGGUCAUCAAAGUCAUCAUUCUCGACAAACCAGGUAUCCCAGUCGGUCCAAUGAGGAUCGACGAGGUUGACGGCGUGUCUGUGACAACCAGCUGGGAACCUCCAGAGAAGGAUGGAGGUGCCAACAUCGGCGGCUAUGUGGUGGAACAGCGCGAUGCCCACCACCCCGGCUGGACCAUCAUCUCAGAGUCAGUGACACGGCCCUGCUUCAAGUUCACCAGACUCACAGAGGGAACCGAGUAUGUGUUCCGCGUUGCUGCCAUGAACCGCUUUGGCGUCGGUGGCUUCCUGCAGUCCGAGGUGGUGGAGUGCAAGAGUGCCAAGACCAUCCCUGGACCUCCAAGCAGGCCAGAGGUGAUUGACGUCACCCACGAAGGCAUGACCCUGACCUGGCAGCCACCCGAGGACAACGGUGGCUCCACUAUUUCCGGCUACAUCAUCGAGCGUAAGGAGGCUCGUUCUGACAGGUGGCUGAAGAUCAACAAGAACCCCGUCACCAUGACCAGGUACCGCUCCUCUGGCCUGAUUGAGGGCCUGGAGUAUGAAUACCGCAUCACUGCCAUCAACUCCAGGGGAGACGGCAAACCUAGUGAGAGCUCUGCCAUCACUGUUGCCAUGGAUCCCAUCGAGCCUCCAGGUCCUCCAGUUCAACCCAAAGUCACAGACAGCACCAGGACUUCGGUGUCUCUGGCCUGGCUGCCUCCUGAGGAGGAAGGUGGCUCGAUCAUCACUGGUUACCUGAUCGAGAUGCAGAAGGUGGAUCAAGUGGAGUGGACCCUGUGUAAUACUACACCCACCAAGAUGUGCGAGUACACCCUCACACACAUGCCCCAGGGCGCUGAGUACAAGUUCAGAGUCAUCGCUUGCAAUGCUGGCGGUGCUGGAGAGCCAGCUGAGAUUCCUGGAGUGGUUAAAGUCCAGGAGAUGCUCGAUUAUCCUGAUUACGAGCUUGAUCCUAAGUAUGAGGAUGGCUACGUGGUGCGGCAAGGUGGAGUCAUCUGCCUGUCUGUGCCAAUCAAGGGUAAACCCAUUCCUACAUGUAAGUGGACCAAGGAUGGCCAUGACAUCUCCCACCGGGCCAUGAUCGCCACCCAUGAUGACAUCACUGAGCUGGUCAUCAAAGAGGCACACAAAGAUGACACUGGUACCUACGACCUGGUGCUGGAGAACAAAUGUGGCAGGAAGGCCGUCUACAUCAAGGUGAAGGUGAUCGGUCGUCCCGAUGCCCCAGAAGGCCCUCUGGAGUUUGAUGACAUUCAGGCUAGAUCAGUCCGGGUCAGCUGGAGACCCCCAUCAGAUGAUGGUGGCGCCGACAUCCAGGGAUACAUCAUAGAGAGGCGGGAAGUCCCCAAGGCUGCCUGGUACACAGUGAAUGCCCGGGUCACAGAGAAUUCCCUGGUGGUGAAGGGCCUGAAGGAGAAUGUGCAGUACCAUUUCAGGGUCUUUGCUGAGAACCAGUUCGGCAUUAGCAGAUCUCUUAAGUCUGAAGAGUCUGUCACACCAAAGACACCACUAUGCCCACCAGAACCUCCCAGCAACCCACCAGAGAUCAUGGACGUGUCCAAGUCCUCUGUGUCUCUGUCCUGGGCCCGGCCCCGGGAUGACGGAGGCUCACGCAUCACAGGAUACUACGUGGAGAGGAGGGAGAUGUCAACAGAAAAGUGGGUCCGCCACAACAAGACCCACAUCACCACCACCAUGUACAAUCUCACCGGCCUCAUCCCCGAUGCAGAGUACGUGUUCAGAGUCGUGGCUCAGAAUGACAUUGGACAGAGCGAGCCUGGUCCCGCUUCAGAACCUGUGGUCUGCAAAGAUCCAUUUGACAAACCUAGCCAACCAGGAGAGAUUGACAUCAUUUCUGUCACCAAAGACUGUAUUACCAUCCACUGGCUCCGGCCUGAGCAAGAUGGCGGCAAGGAGAUCCUGGGGUACUGGAUUGAGUUCAGGCAGGCUGGAGAAAGUACUUGGAAGAAAUGCAACAAGGAGCGCUCCAAGGAUCGUCAGUUCACCAUGGGUGGCCUCAUGGAAGCCACAGAGUAUGAGUUCAGAAUCUUUGCUGAGAAUGAAACAGGACUCAGCAGACCUCGCCGCACGCCCAUGGGCAUCAAGACCAAACUGAGUGUUGGUGAGGCCCCAGCUUUGAAGGAAGAGAUUCAGGACGUAACCACCAAGCUUGGCGAGUCCGGCACUCUGACGUGCGGCAUCAUCGGCAGACCUCUGCCAGAGAUCAAGUGGUACCGCUAUGGCAAGGAGCUGAUCCAGAGCCGCAAGUACAAGAUGAGCUCAGAUGGCCGCAACCACUCCCUCAGCAUCCUGACAGACGAGCAGGAAGAUGAGGGCCUGUAUACCUGUAGGGCCAUCAAUGAGGCUGGAGAGAUUGAGACCAGUGGCAAACUGCGCCUACAGGCAGCACCCCAGUUCCACCCUGGCUUCCCACUGAAGGAGAAGUACUUUGCCGGUGCUGGCACCAGCCUCCGCCUUCAUGUCGUCUACAUUGGCCGCCCCAUCCCUCAGAUCAUGUGGUUCUAUGGCAAGAAGCCUUUGAACGCAUCUGAGAAUGUGGUAAUUGAAAACACAGAAAGCUACACUCAUCUGGUGGUGAGGAAUGUCCAAAGGCAGACCAACGCUGGCCGCUACAAGGUGCAGCUGAGCAACACAUUUGGAACUGUCGACACUGUGUUGCGGGUUGAAAUCCAAGAUAAGCCAUGCAUCCCUGAGGGCCCUGUGGUUGUUGAUGCCCUGCUGAAGAGCUCAGUUGUCAUCAGCUGGAAGGCUCCCAAGGACGACGGCGGCUCCAUGGUCACCAACUACAUUGUGGAGAAACGUAUGGCCAAAGAGGGUGAGGUGUGGCACCUGGUGUCCUCCUCUGUCUCUGGAAACACCUGCCGCGUCCCCAACCUGAUCGAGAGCGCUGGCUACUACUUCAGAGUCUCUGCUCAGAACCAGUACGGAGUCAGUGAGCCUCUGGAGAUCCCCUCCGUGGUCAUCAUCAAGAGUCCAUUCGAAAAACCUGGCAUCCCACAGCAGCCCCUCAUUGCCAGCUCUACCAAAGACUCCUGCCUUGUCUGCUGGAAGCCUCCAAGCAAUGAUGGUGGAGCUAAAAUCACCAACUACUACUUGGAAAAACGUGAGAAGAAGCAGAACAAGUGGAUGUCAGUGACCUCUAAGAAGAUUGCGGAGACCAAAUACGAGGUCACAGGCUUGAUUGAGGGCUUCGAGUAUGAGUUCCGCGUCAAGUGUGAGAACAUGGGUGGUGAGAGCGACUGGAGUGAGAUCUCUGAGCCUAUCAUCCCUAAGUCCGACCAGUUGCCUCGUGCGCCUGUGUUCAGGGAGGAGAUCAGGGACAUGACUGUCAAAUACCAUGCUAAUGCCACCUUCGUCACUAAGGUGGUGGGAUAUCCCAGGCCUGUGGUGAAAUGGUACCGCAGUGGAAAGGAGAUCUUGGCAGAUGGAACCAAGAUCAAAGCCCAGGAGUUCAAGGGAGGCUACUACCAACUGAUCAUCACUGCUGCUGAUGAGAGCGAUGCCGCAGUCUACCAAUUCAGAGCGACCAACUCUGAAGGAUCUAUCUCCUCAACUGCCAACCUUGAAGUGGAAGUUCCUGCUAAGAUUCACUUGCCCAAGGAGCUCCAGGGAAUGGGAGCAGUCCACGCUGUCCGUGGUGAUCACGUCACCAUCAAGAUCCCCAUCACUGGCAAGCCUGAACCAACAGUCACCUGGCAGAAGGGUCAGGAGAUCCUCUCCAACUCUCCUCAUCACCAGGUCAUCACCACCCGGUCUUUCACCUCCUUGGUAUUCCAGAGGGGAGUGCAGAGUAAAGAUACUGGCUACUACAUUAUCACUGCCAAGAACAGGUUCGGAAUGGACAAACAAACCAUUGAGGUGGACGUGGCUGACAUUCCUGAAGCUCCAAAGGGACUCAAGGUCAGUGACAUUGCCCGAGACUCCAUCACUCUGACCUGGGAGCCCCCUGCCAACGAUGGUGGAAGCAACAUCAUUGGCUACAUUGUGGAGAAGUGUCCCACCAGUGCGGACAGGUGGAUCCGUGCUGGCCAGACAACUGACUGUAGCUUUACCAUCAUCAACGUAUAUGGAAAGACCAAGUACCAGUUCCGAGUCAUCGCUGAGAACCAGUUUGGCCUGAGCCCUCCUUCUGAGCCAACUGAGCCCAUCACCACAAAGGAGGAUAAGUCUGUGAUCAGAAACUAUGACGAAGAAGUGGAUGAAGCUAGAGUGAUCACCAAGGAGGAGGCUCUAUUCUACAAGGUUAAGGAACUGUCCUCCAAAUACACUAUCUCUGAGGAGCUUGCUCGGUGCCAGUUUGGAGUAGUCCACCGCUGUGUGGAGAUUGCCACCAAGAAGACCUUCAUGGCCAAAUUUAUCAAGGUCAAAGGAACUGACCGUGAGUUGGUUCUCAGGGAAAUUGAGGCUCUCAACGUAGCAAGGCACAAGAAUAUCAUCUACCUGCAUGAAUACUUUGAAAGUAUGGAGGAGAUUAUCCUGAUCUUUGAGUUCAUCUCUGGAGUAGACAUCUUUGAGCGCCUGGGCACUAGCAACUUUGAGCUCACAGAGCAGGAGAUUGUACGCUACCUAAGACAAGUGUGCUCUUCCCUCAAGUUCUUGCAUAGCCACAACUUUGGCCACUUUGAUAUCCGCCCUGACAACAUUGUCUACACCACACGGAGAAGCACCAUCAUAAAGAUUAUUGAGAUGGGCCAGGCCAGGCUGCUGGUGCCAGGAGAAAACAUCAGACUGAUGUUCUCAGCUCCGGAGUACUGUGCCCCUGAGAUUCACCGCCAUGACUUGGUCACAACAGCCACUGAUAUGUGGUCUGUUGGUGUGAUGGCCUAUGUCCUGCUCAGUGGCCUCAAUCCAUUUUCUGCAGAGUCCACUACAAAGAUGAUUGAGAACAUCUCCAACUGUGAGUACGUCUUUGACAGUGAAGCAUUUAAUGACAUAAGCCUGGAGGCUAUGGACUUUGUGGACAGACUUCUAAUCAAGGACAGGAGGCUCCGCAUGACAGCCCAUGAGGCUCUGGAACACCCAUGGCUCAAGAUGAAGAUGGAGCAUAUCAGCAACAAGAUCAUUAGGACACUGAGACACAGGAGAUACUACCAGACUCUGGUAAAGAGGACAGAAACUAUUGUAUCAGCGGCUCGUGUGGCCUAUGGCGGCGCCUUCAAGAACCACAGAGGAUUGGCCGUGGGUAAAGUGAAGAUUGGAACUGAGUACCAUGGCCUGCGUGCUGGUCCAGUCAUGCAUAGCUCAGGCGAGGAAGGUGGCCAUGUCAGAUUCACUUGUAGCAUCACCAACUAUGACAAGAGUACACAGGUGUCAUGGUACUUUGGUAACCGUCAGCUACACCCAAGCCCCAAGUAUGAGAUUACUUACAGCAAUGGUUUUGCCAGCAUCUAUGUGAAGGACAUUGAAGAUUGUGAUAAUGGUGUGUACAGAUGCAAGGUUGUGAGUGAUGAUGGAGAGGACAGUGCUUAUGGAGAGCUCUUUGUUGAGACUGUGAGGAGCAUCAGGGAGUACUACAUCAGCCGUUCCAUCAAGAAACUGAGGAGAAAGGUUGACAGGACUAAAAUCCUUCAGAGGCCACCAGAGUUCACUUUGCCGCUGUACAAUCGUGCUGCCUACAUUGGCGAAGAUGUGCGCUUCGGUGUCACUAUUACUGUACACCCUGAGCCUCAUGUAACAUGGCUGAAGAAUGGAGAGAGAAUCAAGCCAGGUGAUGAUGACAGCAAGUACACAUUCACCAGUGACAAGGGUCUGUACCAACUUAUGAUUCACAACUUAGACAUGAGUGAUGAUGCCGAAUACACCGUCAUGGCCCACAACAAGUUUGGAGAAGACAGCUGCAAGGCCCGUCUCACGGUGACACCUCAUCCUGUAAUGGAAGAAACUAUGAGGCCCAUGUUCAAACGUCUGCUGGCUAAUGUUGAGUGUGUUGAGGGACACAGCGUCCGCUUCGAGCUCAGAGUUUCAGGAAUCCCGACUCCUACUCUGAAAUGGGAGAAGGAUGGCCAUCCACUUCAGUUUGGUCCCAAGGUUGCAGUCAUAGAAGAGGACAUUGACUACCAUGUCCUGCACAUCAGAGAGACUCUGCUUGAGGACUCUGGUGUGUACAAAGUGACUGCAACCAACUCUGCUGGCUCUACAAGCUGCCAGGCUACACUGAAGGUGGGCCGCCUUACUUACACAAGGAGAGAGUACAAGAGUGAGGAGGAGAAAUACAGACACAUCCAGAAACAAAUUGAAAAGACUAACAAGAUGGCUCAGCAAAUUGUUGCCAGAGAGGAUGCCGUACCUCUCAACCCGACGGCCCAAGAGGCAUUGAAAUUCGCGGCAGAGAUGUACAAACCUGCUGUGAGCACCAAGAAUGUCGAGGGUGAGUUCGACAUCACAGUGGAGAAGUCUGAGACCAAGAAGCUGGAGGAAGAGAGAAGGAUCUUCAUGCCCUAUGAGAUCCCAGAGCCUGUGGUUCACGAUCCCAGAGAUCUGGAUGAGGACAAAGCUAUUAAACAGUUUGUGCCUCUCUCUGACAUGAAGUGGUACAGGAAGCUGAGAGACCAGUAUGAGAUUCCAGAGAGGAUGGAGAGGAUUGUGCAGAAGAGACAGAGACGCAUACGCCUGUCCAGGUGGGAGCAGUUCUACGUCAUGCCCCUCCCUAGAAUCACUGACCAGUACAGACCAAGAUGGCGUAUUCCAAAACUCACUCUGGAUGACCUGGAGACUGUCAGGCCCGCCCGCCGCUCACCUUCACCCGAAUCUGAGGUCUCCUUCAGAUCCAGGAGAAGAUCUCUGGGAGAUCUGAGUGAUGAAGAGCUGCUGAUGCCUGUGGAUGACCACCUUUCCAUGAGGAGAACAGAGGAAGAGAAAAUGAUGCUGGAGGAUGAACUGGAGCUUGGCUUUUCUGCCUCCCCUGCUGGCAGCCCCAUCCGCAUUGAACGGCGUGCCGCAGAACAUGAAGAGAGGAGGCACGAAGUCAGGCAUGAGGCUGUUGAGGUUACUGAGACAAAGAAGAAACGUACUAUUUCUCAGUUUAUGAGGAGGAGAAGGUCACUGUCUCCCACAUACAUCGAGCUGAUGCGUCCAGUGUCAGAGCUGAUCCGACCACCACGUGCCAGGCCUCCUGUGGAAGUAGAGGGCAUGAUUGUGGAGAGGAGGUCCCCCACCCCAGAGAGGACCCGCCCCCGCUCUCCCAGUCCCAUUAGGUCAGUUGAGAGGUCAUCCCGCUCCUCGUCCAGGUUUGAGCGAUCUGCCCGAUUUGACAUCAUGUCCCGUUACGAGGCCAGAAAGGCUGCUCUGAAGACUGAGAGGAAAUAUCAGGUGGUUAGUCAGACACCUUUCAGCCUGGAUCAUGCACCUCGUGUGACCGUCAGGAUGCACUCGCACCGCAUACCAAUUGGCCAAGACACCAAAUUUACCCUGAACAUCCAAGCCAAGCCAGAGGCUGAGGUGAGAUGGCUCCACAAUGGAAAUGCAAUCUCUGAAAGCAGUGAGAAAUAUGUCUUUACCAACAUGAGUGGUGUCCUGUCCAUCACUAUUCUGGAAUGCCAGGAAGAGGACAGUGGUACAUACCGCUGUGUAUGCUCCAACUCCAAGGGAGAGGCUUCUGACUAUGCUACCCUGGAGGUGUCAGGUGGUGGAUAUACUACCUUCUCCUCUCGCCGUAGGGAUGAGGACGCUCCCAAAGCAUAUGUCCCUGAAGUCACUCGCAUUGACCACUAUCACACUGCCCACUUCAAAGCUGGCUAUGCUUCCCAGACCCACUUUGAAGUAGAGGAGAGCAAGUCAAAGCUAACCGAGACACAUGAGGUUGUCACACGUGAAAGAUAUGCCGCCUCCUCAGAGAGGUACUCCUCCGCUGAGAGGUAUGAAUCAUCUGUCAAGUAUGCCUCAGCUGAAUACCUGUCAUCUGGUUCCUCCUACUCUUCCGACAAGUUUGCUCUGACUGGCAAGCACACCACAUCUGGAGCUAAACUGGCAUUGUCUUCUGCUGCUGUUACUGAGGAGGUUUCUGUCCACAAAGUGAAGCCUUCUCUUGCUGCCAGAAUCCUCACCAAACCCCAGUCUUUGACCGUUGCAGAGGGAGAGACAGCCAGAUUCUCCUGUGAUAUUGAUGGGGAGCCUGCGCCCACUGUAACAUGGAUGCACGAGAGCAGAACCAUUGUAACCUCUCACCGUAUCCAAGUCACAACCACUCAGUACAAGUCGAGCCUGGAGAUCUCUGUGACAGCCUCUGAUGAGGGCAAUUACAUGGUGGUGGUAGAGAACUCAUCAGGCAGACAGGAGGCCCACUUCACUUUGACCAUCCACAGACCAGCUCCCAAAGAGGAGGUCAAGGCCAUCACGUCCCCUGAGCCAUCUGUAAAAUCACCCACUCCCAGUGUAAAGUCACCAGAACCUUCAGUGACAUCACCGGCUCCCUCUGUGACCUCCCCAGUCCCCAGUGCAAAGUCACCAGAACCCAGCAUCAAGUCCCCUGAGCCUUCAAUUAAAUCACCAACUCCAAGUGUGAAGUCCCCUGAACCAAGUGUAACUUCUCCUGCUCCAAGUAUAAAGUCACCAACGCCGAGUGUGAAGUCACCCACACCAAGUGUGAAGUCACCCACACCAAGUGUGAAGUCUCCCACACCAGGUGUGAAGUCUCCUGAACCAGAGGGAAUCAAAUCCCCCAGGAGCGUCAAGUCUCCUGAGCCAUCUGCACCCUCUCCAGCACUGAGCAUAAAAUCACCAACUCCUAGAAUCAAAUCUCCUGAACCUGAGGGAGUCAAGUCACCCAGGGGUAUAAAAUCCCCUGAACCCAGACUCAAGUCACCACCACCAAUCAAGUCCCCAGAGAGGGUGAGAUCACCUGAACCUGAGGGAGUAAAAUCACCGCGGGGUGUCAAAUCUCCAGAACCUGCAGGAAUCAAAACACCAAGAGGUUUGAAGUCCCCAGAACCUGCUGGUAUCAAAACACCAAAAGGCAUCAAGUCUCCAGAACCAUCUGGCAUCAAGUCACCAAGGGGUUUGAAAUCCCCUGAGCCUGAGGGAAUCAAAUCACCUCCUAGGAUGAAGUCCCCUCCUCCCAUCAUGUCCCCCAAGAGGGUUGUGUCUCCACCCACUGUCAAAUCCCCAAUCCCAAAACCUCCCAAGAUUCUGAGUCAGCUAACAGCUGAAGCUUACGAAGGCUCGGUGAGGAUGUCCUGUAUCUGUGAGAGCAGUGUCAAGGAGGUGGUGUGGUAUGUCAAUGGGAGGAGGCUUUCACAGAGCAGCCGCUUUGAGAUGCAUUACUCUGAGGGCUCCUGCAGCCUCGUAAUCCAUGACCUGACAGACAGUGACCAGGGAGAGUAUACCUGUGAGAUGACAUCAGAGGGAGGAGUCUCAAAAUCCUCCUUCUCAUUCACUGGACAAGUGUUCCAGUCCAUACGCAUGAAGAUCACCGCCUACCGUGAGCAGCAACUGGCGCUUAAAGCCUCAACAGGAUCGAUGAUGAUGAGUCACAAGGAGUCGUCAUCAUCCAUGAGCUCAUCCAUGAUGAUGAAGAAAGAAAUGCACACGAUGGAAGAAUCGUCCUCCUUCUCCUCCGCCUCCGCCCAUCAGGCAAUGAUGUCAUCCAUGAUGGAGUCCAGCUCCUUCAGCAGCAUGGCAGCUGAGAUGAAGUGUGAGACCAUGUCCAUGUCCAGCAUGUCGUCCAUGGCUUCUGAGUCGUAUGCUAUGAGCUCCAGCAGCCUCACGGAGAUGGCUUCCCACAUGGAAGGAUCCUCCUUCAGAGCGAUUGGUUCUGCUCCCAGGAUUGAGGCCUUGCCGGAGGACAUCAGCAUCGAGCCAGGCAAAGUCCUGACAGUGGCCUGUGCCUUCUCUGGCGACGCCAAACACAUUGAGUGGUCCCGCGGCGGCAAAACCAUCGAGGUGACUGCUGGCGGCCGCUUCCACAUUGAGACCACAGAGGACCUAACCACCCUCAUCAUCACCGGGGUGAAGGUGGAAGAUGCUGGAACCUACACUCUCAAACUGUCCAACGAGCUUGGAUCCGACACAGCAACUGUUCACAUUAGCAUUCGAUCAGUGUAAAAACAAAAAUCUUAUCUUCCAAUCUUCCCCUUUUCCCUACUUCCAUGCCUUUUCAUUUAUUAAUUGAGCAAAAUAAUCUACUUGAUAAAGAUCUGGAUUUCUGUUCUUGUAAAUAUGAACUAUUUUUGUACCAAUCUUGACAUUAAUUUAUGCCAAACUAGACUAAAGUCUAAAGUUGUUAUAAAAUGUGCCAUAUUGGAUAACUAUGACUUAGGAUUUUUGAUCCAUUUUUCUGUGACAUGUACAUAAUGUAUAUAGCCGAAUUUAACGGUUAUGGGAAAUGUAUGCAUUGUUAUUUAUGACAAUAUUAACUGAAACAAAAUGAAACUAAAUGUGGUUUAACAGGAGAAAGUUUCGCUUGGAACGAAUACCCUGUCAAACCGAGAAACUAAACUCUGUGCCUCAACAAUAAGUUGAAGUCUUAAGAUUGCCUCAACAGGUAGAGAGGCUCCCUGUUGACGUUAAGUCAAUCAGACAAAACUAUGAAUGCACUGCUGGAGAGAGAGAGUGGUGCUGUUGCAUUGUAAUAAGAGCGUGAGAUCCUGAGUGCUGUUUGCAUUUACCCUCAUGUAAGCAGGACGACUGGACCUCGCUCUCUGACUGAUUAUGUCAUACCGCCAUUUCAAUGACAUGCUCACAGUGCGAGCGGCCUGCACUUCCUGAGCACAAGUGUUUCUUUUUUGUUUUGUGCUCUGCUUCUGGCAAACGACCACUUGCUCGGGCUCUUUUCAAUAGUACCAUCAACCUGGCCAAUCACGAGUCCUUCCUGUGCUUGUUUGCAGAGGCAGAGCUGUCUCUUGGAGGUCUGCAGUGUGUUUGUGUGUUAGUUUUUAGAAGUACACCUGUCAGUCAAGCUGGGCACCGCCAAGCAGAUGUACCGCAGCCGGAAAGACAACCACCGCUGCAUUUGACAAGGAUGGAACGAGGCGUGGUCUCGCGUGUCGCCCCGCACUUUGAUUUGAUUGAAGUUAGAGUUGUAGCGUUGAUUAUUUUUGCAGCCUCCUUGAGUUUUUCUCCAUUAUUGAUUUAAUAAAGCAUGAUUAUCAGCACUA